Messenger RNA from Orbicella faveolata, 46086 nucleotides. RefSeq lists its product as uncharacterized. The record is from RefSeq and is a predicted model, not a curated record. Gene Ontology annotation, cellular component: membrane. Gene Ontology annotation, biological process: cell communication; motor neuron axon guidance. Lineage: Eukaryota; Metazoa; Cnidaria; Anthozoa; Scleractinia; Merulinidae.
UUAGAUGUGUCCAUGGUAGCGGUCUGUUUUUGUGUACACUAAAGUGCUGUUUGUUUUUGUACUGCAGGCAAAUGGUGGCAGUGGAUAUAGAGACCCAUCUAGAGGAGGGGGAGGUGGCGCUGGUGGCAGAGUCGCCUUGUACUACCAGGGAGGAUUCUUUGAUGGCUUCUUAGAAGCUGCUGGCGGGAUUGGUGACGUAGAGAAUGGUGCAGCUGGAACUGUGUACGUGGAAAAAGCAAGGAAUAAUUCUGACCGUCCAUAUCGAACACUGAAGGUGGAUAACAAGGGUCGAUCACCGCUCACUGAACGAAUCAAUCAGGUUGAAGAGAUAAAACUUUAUCCAGGAUCUAUGUUACAUAGCUACUCGACGGUCUACACCAGCAUAAGCGGACUGAGGCUUUCAUCCAGUGGCGUCACGCAGUCCUACCAUGAGGGGUCCAACCCUAACCCUCAUUACUACUCCCUGUCACGGUUGUGUGACGGAAAUCUUAAGAAUGCUUACAUAGUGACAUCUUCCUACACGAAUGUGGUGAUCACUGUCAGCCUACCAAGGAACAUGUUCAUUCAUCACAUAAGAAUUUAUCCUUAUUGCCAUCAAGACUACCGCGUCAGUUUCCAGCUGACUGCAAAGCACGCUACCCUGGGAACCAAAGGUCCCAGAUCAUUUGCAGGCUGUUAUGAUACUUCUGUUUACAAUGAUGUAUUCAUGGAAGACACCAUUUCGGAGUUUACAUUAACCUUGACGCGGCUUGAAUCCCACGUUGCCUUGAGCGAGGUUAAGGUCUUCGUCGGACGCGAAACCUCGUCUUUUCAUGCGACCACUCUCGAACAAGACAGCUCGAGGACGUGGCUGGUGUUCAACGAUCCCAGACUAACGACAUUCGAAGUUGACGAGCUAGAUAUCCGCGGACACGCUCACCUCGGCGUUCAGAACAAAGCUGGUAGUGUAGAGCUCUUGGUGAAUGAGUACAAGGGAGAUUUUACUGCUACACUUCAAGUGGGUGGAGCACAGAGUGUCUUUCUGAACGCUAGCGCCAACUCGGUGAUUCCUUUCACACUGAGAACGUACCAGGGGUCAAAAGUUUUCCUCCCACGUGAAGUGUAUCUCCAAAAAUCGUCUAUUUACGCCGAGUCGGAGCUGGUUGGACUUGCAAACCUCAUAAUCUCACACGACAGUCGCUUUGAUGUCACGCAAGACGCGCAGGUCAACUCUCCCUCGAAAGCAACCGUGCUAUUGGAUCGUAUCACCAUCCUAAACGGAGGAAAAUUUUACCAGCGGACCACUGAGCCUGCAAAAUUAACUGUAAACCUCACAGGGGAGAUUAUCAUCAACGCAGGCGCAUCAAUGGAUGUCAGCCAAGUUCAUCUGCAGUCCCAUAACAUCUUCAUUGACAUUGGUGGUGUUCUCACGGCUCGAGGCCGAGGAUUUGCCUCGAUGAGUGGUCUUGGUGCAGGUCGUCAAUCUGCUAUUGCUUCUGGAGCUGGCCACGGAGGGGCUGGCGGAAGAAGCUCUAAUCAGCCGCUGGUUGGCAAGGCGUACGGCUCGUUUGACCUGCCACUCAAUUUUGGAAGUGGUGGAGGACGAGGGCAUCAGGAUUUGCCCGGCAGUUCAGGAGGUGGAGCCAUCAAACUCAGUGCCUCACACAUUGCUCAAGUUGAUGGGCUCCUUGACGUGUCAGCAGAGAGAGCUGUCAAUCCAGGCACCGGUGGAGGAAGUGGUGGCAGCGUCCUUAUCCAGUCAACACUGUUUCUUGGUAAAGGCAAGAUAAUGGCAGAUGGUGGUGAGGUUGCCCCUGCGUCGUUUGGAGAUGCUGGUGGAGGGGCUGGUGGCCGCAUUGCUGUGCAUUACGAGAGUACAAGAUUCGGGGGCGCGUUCUCAGCUCACGGUGGAGCGAGCCGGAGUGAAGCUGGGGGUCCUGGAACGGUUUUCCUGGCUAAAAACUCGACACACAAGACCAUGAUUAUCGACAACAAUGGCUAUCGAGCAACCAAGCCGUAUAUAUCGGAUUACAGAGAUAUAUCCAACGAUGGUGGAAGAGCCUGGCUCCUUGCGGGUUUCAUGGGCGAGUUUACUAUCAAUCUGUUACAGUUGCGCGGUGGAAGUCAUUUUGCUAUCUAUCAUCUCAAUAACUUUGCGUUUACACUUAAUGUAGAGCGACUUGAAGGUGACCUUGGCGGUAUGAUCCACGUGUCAGGGAGAGACAGGGUGUACAUCAACUACGCUCCCAGGCUUUUCCCGUCAGGUUUCCACGUGUACAAGGGGGGAUUCAUUCAUCUGCCUCGUGACGUUCUACUUAAAGACUUGUUUUAUCCCAGGAUUUCACUGGAAGGAAUGAUUAGCGGCAUGGAUAACUUGACCAUCGGUGGAGGUGCAGAAUUUGUAGUAACUGCUCAGGGUCAUACAGAGGGCUUCAGUAAGAAGACCAUCCACUUAAACUCCAUGACCGUCAUGAAUGGCGCGAAGCUCACAGCCGCUGACACUGUCAUAGACUCACCUACAGUCAACCUGUUGCUGAAUGAGAGCUUGAGAGUGAUGGCAGGGGGCCUGAUACAAGGGAAAUGGAUUAACAUCAGUGCUGGUGAUAUUGAGGUGGAGGCCUCUGGUAAUAUUAAUGCAGAGAAACGAGGCUAUGCGGCGAGAAGCGGACCCGGAUUAUCAUCAGGCUCUGCUGGCGCUGGUCACGGAGGCCGCGGAGGGUUGGGUGGCUUGGGUUCAUCCCCGGGCCACUCCUAUGGCUCCCUUUAUGAACCUCUCUCCCAUGGAAGUGGAAGCACGUUGGCAGCUGGGGGCGGGGUAAUCAGACUAGCGGCAAGGGGAUCUGUUACUAUAGAUGGCUUAGUUGGUGCAAAUGCUGAGGAUGGGCACAACGAAACUACCGGAGGCGCUAGCGGAGGUAGUAUUUGGAUAUCGUCUAAGAGCUUCAAAGGAAAUGGAGUUAUCAGAGUCUCUGGUGGAAGCGGACUGUUCUCAAGCAGUGGCGGAGGGGGUGGUGGACGAAUCUCAGUUGAUUUUGACAACCGUACUUUCAGUGGCAACAUAGAGGCCUUUGGCGGAGCAGGUAACAAAGAAGCAGGAGGUGCCGGAACAAUAUAUCUCCAUAACAAGUUCCGAAACUACGAGCAACUUAUAGUGGACAACAACAACAUAGGUUCUCCUUUGACAGAUGACAUCGUAGACGUCGAUCAUGAUGGAGGUCGGGCAUGGGUGACACCAGAACCCAACACAACAGUAAUGUCAUUUGAUGAGGUUGAUAUUCGAGGCCAAUCGCAGCUAGCCGUGCUUACAACUCCACCUGGCUCGCCUGUUCGGUGGGACAUCAGAGGUAUUCGUGGUGACCGGUCGGGAAUUGUGCACGUCAGAUCCAAUCAAGAGUUGCAGAUGACGCUAUCGGACAACCAGGGACAACAGCCCGAGCUGCUGUGGGGUGUCAACGUGUAUCCAAGAGGUGAUCUCAAGUUGCCUCAUAAGCUGGUUGUGGACGGGAUAAAGAUGAUCGUGGCAGGAAGUUUGAGCGGCGCUCAAAGUGUGACAGUGGGAAAUAAAGGAAAACUAAUUCUCAGGCAGCUUAUUGCUUCAAAUAACCAAUCGUCCAGAGACUUAUCAUUCGACGUGAUCGAGAUCCAGGGUGGCGGCAGUAUCGAAAUACAAAGUGAUAAAGAAGGCCUCUCAAUAACAUGCUCAACCUUAUGGAUACGCAGUGGUGGAGUUCUUAUCGCUGACCGACUUUCGGUUGUAGCCGACACGGUAACAAUCGAGCAAUCGGGAGUUAUUGACCUGGACUAUAAGGCUACAGUAGCAGGGUCAGGUCCUGGAGCUGGAUCUUCGCAUUAUAGUGGAUCGUCAGGGGCCGGUCAUGGUGGUCGUGGAGGUAGAGGCAAAUCUCAAACUCGUACCGGCGCUUUCUAUGGAGACUUCUCAAGGCCCCAGGCGUUUGGUAGCUCUGGUGGUGGAGGAAGCGGUAAUAGUAUAGCAACCGGUGGAGGUGUCAUCCAUAUCACUGCUCAACAGAUGCUUCACGAUGGACAAAUAACAGUUAAUGGCAAAGAUGCUUUAACUAACUCAGAUUACGGUGGAGGAAGCGGAGGCAGCGUUUUCAUCGAGGCAGGAAGUUUCGACGGAUCAGGUGUAAUCCAAGCGAAUGGAGGUACAGGUGGAGGCGAUGCUGGUGGUGGAGGUAGUGGCGGAAGAAUUGCUAUUCAUUACAACUCAACAUUCUUCUCCGGAAUCAUCUCUGCUUACGGAGGAGCCUCAACCAUUGAGACAGGAGCGGCUGGAACGAUUUACAAGAGAGACGAAAGCAAAGGUUAUAGUGUCCUUGAAGUUUACAAUCAAGGCAGUAAGCCGUCCAAAGAGACAAUUGACGACUAUUCCCACUUGGCGAGUGACAGCGCGAGGACGUGGUUGACUUUAAGUCAUAUUGUUGGCUCGCCGGUACCAGCUGCUGUUCAGGACAUAGAUGUGGGACCCAUCAUAUACGAAGGCCUUACAAUUGACGAAGUGAAGUUGGGUGGAUCAGCACACCUUGCCUUUGAGCCUGACUCAAGUUUGACUCGUCUGCACACGUUCAGACGGUUUUAUGGUAUUUUUGAAGGAGACAGUUUUGGCUUCCUCCACGUUGGACCGCGACAGCUUGUAACAAUACCGAACACAGACUACUACAUUCCAGUUAACUUAAAGGUUUAUCAAUCAGGCUACAUUCAGCUUCCUGACAGGGUCAUGCUUCACAAGAACUCGUUGUCUCUAAAUGCUGGAUAUCUCAUCGGCGUUAAGGACCUGACAAUUUCUCAGUGCAGAGUUACGUUUGGAGCCGGUUCUGGAGCAUUUAUCACCGGCUCUCUGCAGGCAACGCACUUCAAGUUUCAAACCGUGACGAUUAUGAGUCAAGGCUUCUUAGACAUGAUUGCGACCAACACCAAGUAUUCGCUGGAGAUGGAUUCUCUUGUUAUAAACUCAGGAGGGGUCCUCACCGGACGCGAUGUCGCAAUCGUUGCACAGACUGUGACGGUGGAUGAAUCGGCACUGAUUAACUUGGAUGCUAGAGGAGAGAGUUGUCCAGCUACAGACGUUUACUAUGCUGGCUCAGGAGGCAGUCAUGCUGGUUAUGGAGGAUUUGGAUUUCUUGGAGAGUCCUCAGGGGGCAAGCGGGAAGACCCAUUUGGUUCAGUAUUUCGUCCUGUGGCAUUUGGGAAAGCUGGAUAUGCCGGUCGAUCUUCCUCAAGUUGUGCUAGUGGGUUUGGAGGUGGGAUUCUAAAUCUGACGAUCAUCGGGACGCUCCAACUUGAAGGACACAUCACUUCAAGGGGCGAGAAUUCGAAGCAUAGUGAAGGUGGUGGCGGUGCAGGUGGCAGUCUGUUUAUCAAUGCCAGUACUGUGGAAGGAACCGGUUCCUUUGACGUUCCUGGCGGUGACGGAGGGUCCAGUUCAGGAGGAGGAGGAAGUGGUGGUAUAGUAGCAAUUUACUACAAGACAUCAUCGCUUCAGUUCUCAUACAAGGUCCAUGGUGGCGGUGGCAAGAACAUCGGUGCUUCUGGUUUCCUGUAUUUGAAGAAAACAGAGUCGCAAAUGGAACAUUCGGAACUUAUCUUAGAAGGAAGAAGUGUUUUGGCUCUCAAUACGGAAAGCUCACUUAUUUGUGAUCCAAAGCUUAUUGACUUUACUUUUGAUGAGAUAAGGCUACUUAAAUCCAGUACACUUUCAAUGAUUUCAUGCGCGCAGGGAAGUCCUAUGACGCUGAUUACUAAGAAAAUCGUAGGGGACAGAACAGCAUGGCUUGUCGUCAAGCCAGGUCACGAUGUUUACAUUGGCGUUACAGGUGUAGCUCAAUCUACUAUGGAACUUGAUUUUAAUGUGGAAAUUAAAGAUGGCGGAACGCUCUCCGUUCCGUCAAAUUUUUUCAUUGCCAGUGAUACAGAGAUAAACCUUAGUGGCAGCCUUGUUGGUGUCUCAGAUUUGACGAUCACAAAUAACGGAAGACUUGUUCUUAAAUAUCCUGGACAUACUGGUUUUAGGAUAACACCUCAACAAGGCAUGUCUACUGUACAAUUUACCUCAGUACGUAUCAAAGAUGGUGGAAGCAUGACUACAUCUUCACCAAACAAAGUAAAACUGAAGAGUGAUCUUUUGCAGCUUGACUACGGAGCUAAUCUUGCAUCUGGCAUUCCUGUGACUACGGAAGAACGAAUACAACAUACUAACGGACCUUCUCUUAACAGGCCAGACUGCCCUCAUGGAUACGAAGUUGUUGAAGUAGCGUCAAAGACCUUAUAUAACCCUUGUGGUGUGGGCAAGCACAUUUUCAACAAACGAAACGAGUCUUACUUAGUCUUCAAGAACGUGUCAGUGGCUAUAUCUCCAAACGAAACGAUUUACGUUAUCAUGAAUGAGACACGGUACAAUGUCACGUAUUACAUUGCUUGUGAUUACGACAAUUUCAAACUUCUCGCAGGCCAGUCAUGUAGCUUAGCACCAGGGAACUAUACAUACAACUCUCUGGAGAUACAAGGAAGCGCCACAAUGUACAUUGAGCCGGGAAUACAAAGAAAUAACAUGAGUACACUAACUGUCUCUAAGCUGACCAUCUACUCAAGUGGCUCUAUUGUUGCUAAGACAUCGGACUUUGUUAAUGCCAUCCUAUCAGUUUCAGAUAAUGGUGGUAGCUAUGGUGGGCUAGGUGGUGGUGAUACCGACAACAAAUCUCUUUACGGCAAUGUUUCAUUCCCUGAUGAUUAUGGAUCUGUUGGUGGAGGAAGCACUCAAAAUCGUGGGAGAGGAGGAGGUGUUGUAAUCCUUAAGACAAAGGAGCUCGUUAAUGAUGGACUUGUCGAUGCCAGUGGAGGAGAUGGAUCUUCAGGGGCUGGUGCUGGAAGUGGAGGAAGCAUCCAAGUAACAACAAAUUUUCUCAAGGGAUCUGGUACUUUCAGGGCCCGCGGUGGAAAUGCGAACUCCCCAGCUGGAGGAGGAGGUGGAGGAAGAAUCGGAAUAACAGUUCUUCAAGGGCAAACUGAAUUCCAUGGUCUUUACGAUGCUACAGGUGGUGAUGGACACAAAGGAUCUUCAGGAACGGUGUACAUUCGAGACCAAAGACAAGAAACCUCUUAUGAAACACUCCUUUUCUGGAAUAAGGUCGUUGGUUACCCUCCAGCCCGAUUGCCAAGUUCGUCAUCUUCUUACAAGUACGAUGAGUUGCGUUUAGAAAAUCAUGGCACAUUCUUAGCAACAGCGCAGUUGCUAAUCAUCAAAAGCUUCGUCACCGAUGGAACUGGUAAACUAACAGUCUCGAAUGGCAGUAGAGUAGAUGUUACGAAUUUUCCUCAGUCAUCGGGAAGAUUUGCAUGUGAUCUUGAGAUCCUACCUGGCGGUUCCUUGUAUAUUUACAGCCAACCAACUUUUGUAGGUCCAGGUUCACCCACGGUAGUAAUUGCAGGAACUUUGGACACAAGAGAACCUAUACUCGGGGAAGGGAGAGUUCUAAAAGUGGCAUCGAGUGGAGAAGUUCGGUCCACCAACUUGAGGCUUCUUAAAGGUUCUUUAGUUCAAGUAGACGGUGAUGGCAUAAUUAAGAAGAGUUUUUCGUAUUUGCAGUUCCAUCUUUCUUCGCUGCGACUUGACACAAAUGCACAACUUAUCUUUGCUCAAGAAAAUGUUACUCUGAAGGUUGACUCAUUGCAUCUUAGCCAAGGAGUAACUGUUUCGUCAAGUUCCAGUAUGAAACGUCUCAAUAUCACAGCUAAUAAUAUGAUCGUAGACAACCUGGCAAGAAUUACCACCGAUAGCGGGGGCUUCCUUGGCGGUCCAGGUGAAGCUAAAAGCUCCGGUAGUGGUUGUGGUCAUGGAGGAGAAGGUGGUGGAAUCCAGGGUGGAUCAUCUUACGGAUCUGUAUUUGAACCGCGACAUUAUGGCAGUGGCAACAAUGUCCGUGGUGGUGGAAUCAUUUUCUUACAUAUAAAAGAAAAAUUGACUUUGUAUGGAGGUAUCAGUGCUAAUGGUGCAAAUGAUUCAGCUGGAGGUGCCAGUGGAGGCAGCAUAUUGUUACGGGCAGGAACCUUGUCUGGUCACGGAGAGAUUGUGUCAAAUGGAGGUAAAGGACUUGGUUCUGCGUCUGGUGGCUCUGGUGGCCGCAUCGCUCUCUAUAUCACGGAUAAGACUCCUUUCACAGGUACAGUCACUAGUUAUGGCGGAUGCGGGGCUACUUGUGGGGCAGCUGGGACGAUAUUCAUCCGUGAGUACGUAGUUGGGCUACCUCUCAACUCGACAAUAGUGGACAAUGGAAACAGUAAAACGGAAGCUAACACAAUUAUCAUGCAUGAACAGAAAAUCUCUUACACAAUGCGGCUUCUUAAACUCAUAAAUGGUGCUAGGCUUGAAGUGGCAACAAUACCAAAUGUGGAGAUGAAGAUAGCAAUUCAGCAACUGGACGGUGAUGGAAGCGGACGCCUUCAUGUGCAUCGCAAUCAAACACUUACGCUUGGAGCUGGCAAAGCUGUGACUUCAAGACCAUUCAUGUUCCCCUGGGCGAUGAUCGUAGAUGAAGGAGCAACGCUUAAUCUGGCACCAGUGCUUUUCAUUACGCGAACAGCAGUUUUACCAUCCCUUUACUUAGCUGGAAAACUGAACGGUGGACAAGAGGUUAAUGUUGGUCAAGAUGCUUCUGUGGUUAUUGCAAAAACUGGCAUUAUUGGAACCUUCACUAACACGCCCGGGAUAUACUCUUUCCGCUCGCUUAAAGUUUCAAGUGGAGGACGCAUAACAAUCGAGGCAGAUAAAUUUGCAAAUGCUCCUGUAGAGGUCAGAGCGAUCUCCAUUGAUGUAGCAUUUGGUGGAGUUUUAGAAGGAAGAUACCUAAGAGUAAUAACACCACUGUUGAACGUUGCUUUUAACGGUGUUGUGCGAGCCGAUGGAUUAGGUAAUCCUCCAGGUGCUGGUUUUGGCGUUGGAAGUUCUUCCUUGUUAACCGGAGGUGGAUACGGAGGCUGUGGUGGUGGCAAUACCAACGAUAGUUGUGUGGUGUAUGGAUCCCUAUAUAAAGCAACAGAGUUCGGAAGUGGAGGUGGAACAUCGCAAAUACCCGAUGGUAAUCAUGGUACUGCAGGUGGUAUCAUUAAUGUGAUGGCUUCGCACUUAGUUGUUGAUGGUGUCAUAUCGUCAAAUGGUCAAAGCGGAGACAGCACCACAACAGGUGGAGGCAGUGGCGGCAGUGUGGAUAUCUCCGUCACAGAACAGCUAAGUGGCCGUGGACAAAUUAAAGCGGAAGGAGGAGGUUGUGUUGGAGAGAUAACAGGUGCCGGUGGCGGUGGACGGAUCUCUUUACUUAUAACAGGUGACGAUAAGUUUAGUGGCACUUUUAGUGCACGAGGUGGUAAUUCUUCAGCUAAAAGUGGCUCGCCAGGAACUGUCUAUAUUGAAGUUGGCAAAACAGUACUUCGUGUCAAAACACUCUUUCUGGAUAAUAGUGAUAUCCACUCAACUUCACCACUUCCAGUGUUUCUCAAACAGUCAUCUGUCAUUUCUUAUAAUCUUCAAGAACUCCGCUUAAAAGGAAAAGUGAUGCUACACGUAGAAAAGAACAUGCAAGUUGACAAGCUGGUUGCGGACUCAAACAGUGUUAUUUAUAUCAAAGAUAACGUCACGUUUACAGCUGAACCAACUUCUCGGUAUUUACAACCGUACUGCAGCUUCAUUGUCGAGUCUGAUGGAGAAAUACGUAUACCUGAUGAAGUGAUGUUUCUUGGAAGUAGCAAUGUAUUCAAGGGAACCCUGACUGGAAUCCUAGACAUGAUAAUCGGAGAGAAUAGGAAAGUAACUUUUUCUUCCUCGGCGCGCACGGCUCGUUACAUCGAUGGACAAUAUACCUUUAUCACAGACCGUGGCGAAUACCGAUUUUCUUCUCUGAGAGUAAAGAACGGUGCCUUCUUUUCGUUUGAGGAGGCAAGGUUGAAGAAAGUCCCGCUGACUGUGGGAAGACUUGAAGUAAACUUUGGUGCAAUAGUUCAAGGCAGCUGGCUCGACAUCAAGGCUUCUGACGUCAUUAUACACCCAGGUGCUACCCUUGAUCUAUCUGCGCAAGGACACGAAAGCGACAAAGGACCUGGUGCAGGGGGUCGGUAUCAGUCCGAUGGAACUGGUGCCGGCCACGGUGGUUACGGUGGGUUGCGCCACGGAAAUCACGGAACAUGGUACGGUUCAGCGUUCAAUCCAAACGAUACAGGCAGUGGUGGCGGUAGUUCUAGUUAUGGUGCCGGAGGAACCGGUGGUGGUUACCUUCGUUUAACAGUGGUUAGGGUCGUAAAACUCGAGGGAACAAUCUCAGUAACUGGAGCAAGUGGAGAAGCUUCGAACAGUGGCGGAGGCAGUGGUGGAAGUGUGUGGAUCUCAGCAGAUGAUAUCCUAGGAAAUGGGAUAAUCACUGCGAAAGGCGGUGAUUGUAAGGGCACGGGAGGUGGCGGCAGUGGUGGGCGUGUUGGCAUCUACUUGCAGAAACCGAUGAGUUUUGAAGGCCUCUUACAAGCACAAGGUGGAAGCGGAAAAGAAGCUGGAGCUGCUGGGACGCUAUACAUUCAAGAUAACAACAAACUUUUUCCUCGAAAGCGUCUCUGGAUUGACAACCUAGCAACUGCUAUCAACAAGGCUCAAACCGUGCUAUAUGAAGCAGAUGUUGUUAACUACCUAUUUGACGAACUUCGGCUGACAGGAAUGUCUCGAUUUGAGAUAUAUAAUCUGCAAAGGAAGUUUCAGACCAUCCAAGUCACCCGAUUUGUUUCUGAUGGCGUAGGGGAAAUUGCCAUCAGGAAAAACCAGACCCUUCUGGCAGAGGUUCUUGAGGCAAAAGAGAGCCACUUGACCUUAACAACGAAUAUCUACGUUGAGGAAGGUGCAAAUCUUGUCGUAGCUUCGAAUCUCACUGUUGAUGGAGCAACCCUUACCCUUGAUGGUAAACUAUCAAAUGUUAGACACCUCGUUGUGGAAUCAGGAAGCGCUGUAAAAUUUGGAAUUACGUCACAGACGACCUUGAUGGAAAACAAUAAUUUUGUCUUCCAGAGUGACCCUGGAACUCAGCAGUUUGCAAGCGUUACCCUUAAAAGCGGGUCCGACUUUGGAGCUCCACUGAAUCUUAGGAUCAGUGUCGGAACAUUGGAUAUGAAAAGUGGAGUAACACUGCGAGGGAAAUUUGUUGACAUCAAAUCCAAGUCACUGCUUAUUGGACGCGGUGCAACCCUAACGACGAACAACAGCAUCGAAGCAGUGGGAAGUUUUGGUGGCAGUGGGCGUUCUUCAGCUAACGGUGGUUCUGGUGGUGGACAUGGAAGUGCUGGUGGAGUGGGGUAUAAUGGAUUGGCCGGUGGGAGUCCGUACGGUACUCUGUAUGAGCCAGAUCAGCCAGGUCAACCGGGAGGUAAUGGUAGCGCAGGUAACACAGCUGGCAAAGGCGGUGGAGUGAUCCGAAUUGACACUGAUAUUCUGGAAAAUGACGGAUUCAUUACAGCAAACGGUGGACAUGCAGUCCAAGGAAGCCAGGCUGGUGGAGGAAGUGGUGGAAGCGUAUUUAUAUCGAUAGGCAGCAUCUUUUCGGGUACUGGAACAGUUUCUGCUAAUGGUGGACGUACAGAUGGUGCUGGUGGGUGCGGGGCCGGUGGCCGAGUGGCAAUACAUCUCAAGUCUAAAUAUUCAUAUCGUGGAACAUUACAAGCUCUGGGCGGAAUCUCAAGUAGCAGUGGAGUGUCAGGUGGACCAGGGACGGUCUAUAUCAGAGACGUCCGAUACAAGUUAUUCUUUCAUCAGCUGCACAUCGAUAAUCAAGAUCAAAGCUGGCAAAACUAUGUUACACUGAAUGAGAGUAAGGUAUCUUAUGACUUCAAUGAGCUUUAUGUGUUCCGUAAGGCAUCUUUACGUAUGAUUCAGGAUUCAAAUUCCACACUGCGCAUCAGGAAACUCUUUGGUGAUCGAUCUGGUCUUCUGCAUCUCUAUGAAGGUCACAAAGCGAUUAUAGAGGUGGUGGAGGCACAACUAACCACCACUAAGAGUCCUAUAAACUUCAGAAUUGACAACGGAGCUGAAGCUGUUAUGUCAACGACUGUAUACAUUGUUGGCGAUGGUGCAGUAGCUUUGCAAUGUAACGGAACUUUGAAUGGUAUCCGUAACCUGUAUGUCACUCAAAAGCGAGUCGUCAAACUGAACAAAGGCUCGAGAACGUUAAGAGACAAUGAAUCACCAGGAACCUUUAAGUUUUCCAAUGUAAAAUUAUUUAGUGGUAGUUCAGUGACUAUGGAGGACGAAAUCGAGAUGAAAAUAAUUGUUGGGUUCUUGAAUGUAAAGUUCCACGCGGCUCUGGAAGCCCAUCAUUUAGACAUUCUAACUUCUAGUUUGGAUGUGGAAACUGGGGGACUGCUCAGCGCAGCUGGUGACAACAAAGCACGGGAAGCUGUUCCUUCUAGGGAAAUAUCAUCGCUUCCACGGGGAGCAGGAGCAGGGCAUGCUAGCAGUGGCGGAAGUGGCUAUGGAGGAGCUGCUGGAGGCUCCUACUAUGGCUCUCUUUACCACCCAAAGGAAUCCGGUCGCAGGGGCGGAAACGGAGCAGGUAGUAGUGAUGUCGGGGGAAGUGGAGGGGGCUAUGUGAAGAUAGAAGCCGGCACUUUGCUUAUCAAUGAUGGUACCAUUACGGCAGAAGGUGGAAGUGCUAAAGCUGGAAGAGAGGCUGGAGGCGGAAGCGGAGGAAGCCUUCUAUUUCAGACAGACAGUUUCAUUGGUUAUGGAGCACUGAGCACAACUGGCGGUGAUGGAGGAGGAGCCAAUGCAGGUGGUGGCUCCGGAGGUAGGAUUGCUAUCUACUCUAUCCAGAAUCUUUACAGGGGAACCUACUCAGCAUUUGGUGGAAGUUCUCUUCCAGGCACGUAUGGUGGACCCGGUACGGUGUUUUUACACGAUAUUCGUUCAAAGAGGCCUUUUACUCAGCUGCGAAUUGACAACCUAAUGCGUUCCGUUCAAGAUCCAGUGACAAUUGAUGAAACAAAUAUCACUGAUCACGAUUUCUCGCAAGUUCACUUGUUCAGAAGAGCGGCUCUUAACAUGGCUGUGAGAAAAGAAAGAACAGUUCUGAAAAUGACGCGACUGUUCGGAGAUCGAACAGGCCUACUUCAUGCCCGUGCCAACCAAACAUUCUACCUGGAAGCGUCUGCCACAGAGCACAGCGUAUCCAAACCAGCUGUUAACCUGAGGAUAGACAAGGACGCCGAAAUGGUCUUUGGUGCGUCGCUGUACGUCAUCGGAGAUGGAGCAAAGGCAACUGGGCAAAUAACUGGGGACUCAUCUUUCACAAUCGAUGGCAGAAUGAUAGAUGUUACUCACUUAUUUAUCACCAAGCGUUUGAAGUCCAGGUUCUUGUCCCACGCUCAUUCAGCCGAUUUGCAUAAUGGCACCCUAGCUGUAAGUGCUAUAGGCAGCUUUGUUUUGGCCACGUUUGAGAUUCAAGAUGGCUCUGAAGUAUUCUUUCCUGACGUUCAUGGAAUGCAGUGCACAGUUGGACUAGUUCACAUGAAAUACGGAUCCGUUAUUGUCGCAGACACUUAUCGCAUUGCCCUUACGUCGCUCCUCCUUGAAACCGGAAGUACAAUCACUGCAUCUGGAAAAGAUCGUCCAGGUCCUUACGAAACCGCCGUUCUUCCAAGUUCUUGUAGAGGUUCUGGCGGCAGUUAUGGAAGUAAAGGAGGAAAAGGCCACAGUGACAUCAACGAGCUUGCUUCACAUGGCAGUCUCUUUACACCUGACCACUACGGCACCCCAGGUUGUCCCGGAAACAGUGAUGGUGGGAAGGGUGGUGGACUUAUAUUCAUGGCUAUAGGAGAUGAACUGUACGUAGAUGGCACCAUAGCAAAUGAAGGACAAGAUGCUAGCGAUGGAUCAAGUGCCGGUGGUGGCAGCGGGGGUAGUAUUUGGAUCAAAUGCGGAAGAUUCAGUGGUCACGGCCUGAUUUCUUCAAAUGGUGGUGCUGGUGCCGGUCUUAAUUCUGGUGGUGGAUCUGGUGGACGGAUUGCAAUUGAUACACCAACGGAAAACAAAUAUCUAGGUGAGUACACUUCCAUUGGUGGGAGAUCUGGUGACCCAUCAAAAGACACAACUCUGUACGCUGGUGGUCCCGGCACGGUGUUUCUUAAAGAUACACGAAAUCAAUACGCCCACACUCAGCUUCGCCUAGACAACAAAGGUAGAACAUGGGAUCAUUACGUCACGCUCAAUGAAAGCUUAAAGGCUUAUAGCUUUGAUGAGCUCCAUCUCGUGCGCAAGGCUGCUAUUCACUUGGUUCCCGACGGCAAGCGCUUGAACUUGACUGUGCACAAAGUUGAAGGCGAUAGAACAGGAUUGAUCCAUGUCCAUGCGAACCAAACACUGAAAGCUGAAUUCUUAGACGCUGUGUACACGAUCACCAGGACGGCCGCAAACUUCAAGCUUGACAGAGAUUCCAACGCCAUAAUGGCAACCUCAGUUCACGUGGUCGGACGAGGGGACGUGGCGUUCGAAUGGAACGGACGUCUAAUCAACGUUCAGCACUUUUACAUUGCCUACGACAGAACGAUCAAAAUUGGAUUUUACGCUCACACUGCUGGCAUCGCGGCAGGAAAAUAUCGGUUUAUUGAUGACUUUGGCACGUUCCGUUUCUCCACACUUGAGUUUGGCAGUGGUACCGUUAUACCCUAUCCACCACCCAUGGGAGUUCAUUUCAUAGUCAGUCUUUUGGAUAUCAAGUUCAGUUCUUACUUCAAAGCUGAAUUUUUUACGAUUGAAGCCACGGACUUCUACCUUGAACCAAAUGCUAUACUGGACUGCGCUGGGAGAGGAUUCGUGAACAAGACCGUAGGAUCUGGACUGGACUCCUCAUCAGGAGGGUCCGGAGCUGGACAUGGAACUCCCGGGGGAGACGGACAAGAUGUUAACGGAGGUGAGGAAGUUGGGUCUGUGUAUGAGCCUGUGCUUCCUGGUGCGAGAGGCGGUGCUAGAAUUGGAAGUGCAGCUGGCAGCAGAGGAGGAGGUCGUGUGCGUGUGGUAGUUGGAUUUGCCUUCAGACUGGAUGGCAGUAUUACCGUGGAUGGAGACAAUGCCGUGGAGAAUUCAGGUAGCGGUGCUGGAAGCGGUGGGAGUGUAUGGAUAACAACUGGCUAUCUUCGUGGCCACGGAUCUAUAUCUGCCCGUGGAGGUGUGGGAAACACUGCCAGCCCUGCUACCGGUGGCAGUGGCUCAGGAGGGCGAAUUGCCGUUCACGUUACCAUCAAAGAUGAGUACAGAGGUGGCUUCUACGCUCUGGGUGGCGUGUCACCUGGGUCUCAACACGGCGGUUCUGGAACUGUGUACAUAGAGGAAGUACAAGGAGAUCAUUUAUUCAGAAGAUUGUACAUUGAUAACCAGAAUGCAAACCCACCAAAGGUGUUUCUCUUGGACGAGAUGAACCCCAAGACCUUAAAGGCGAAUGCUACAGAAGAAAAUGGUGCUGAGUUUGGCUUCGAUGAACUGAUGCUCCAAGGAGACGCUGUGCUCCGGAUUGCAGACUUAGGAUUAAACAAACGACCAUCCAUUUCUGUUACAACUGUCCUUGGCGAUGGUUCAUCCUAUCUCGACAUCAUGAAAAAUCAAACUUUCUUUAUCGAGUACCAGGAAUUUACCAGAAGAAGGUCCUUCCCACCAGUGAAUUUUAAGGUUGAAUACGGUGGCGAACUAAUGCUGGUGUCAGAUUUCCAUGUCUCUGGCAAGAAGAAUCCGGCAUUUGAGCUUGAAGGGCGGAUAACGGGAGUCUCCAACCUGAGUCUUACAGAAGGUCGGGUCCUGCUUGCCGGCGAAAAUUUCAGCAGCGCUUUGCUGAAAGACAAAGUGUACAUAGAAACACCGAUAGAGGGGAAAUUAACGUUUGGAGUGUUUAAAAUGGAAGCCACGUCGCAACUGCGAUUCGACAAGGGCAUGAAACUUGAUGUCAGCACGCUCUAUAUGCGUCAGAAAGCUGUCAUUUCCGCAGAUACAAUUGAUAUGGCGUUAAAUGAAGCACACCUGGAGGGCAGCUCCAGGAUCACGACAUCUGGGAAGGGCCACAAGGCAGAGCAGGGUCCUGGACCCGGGUCUAGUUUCAACAGUGUAGGAUCCGGGGGCGGUCAUGGCGGACAAGGUGGCCCAGGUAGCACCAUCUCUGGAGGAUCUGGGUAUGGCUCCUAUGUUUACCCAGUCCAUCCAGGUAGUGGAGGAGGGGGAAGUAAUGGUGGAGCAGGAGGAAGCACAACUAAGAUUACAGUCGGAUAUUCUCUUCAUUUGGAUGGCAUCGUCGAGAGUGAAGGUGCAAAUGGCGCCUCUAACAGUGGAGGUGGCAGUGGAGGUAGUGUUCUGAUCAAAACCAUCCUUUUCUCUGGACACGGAAUGGUGGUCGCUGAUGGCGGAAGUGGGGAUGGUAAUGGUGGUGGCGGUGCAGGUGGGCGUAUCGCAGUGCACGUUGCCUGGUUAAGGGAAUACUCUGGCCAAUAUACGGCUUAUGGUGGCACAGGUUUUAAAGCAGGAGCGGGUGGCACUGUGUAUUAUACAGACACCAACCAAGGACUUACUCACAGGCCAGUGCUUAUCAACGAAGCAAACCACACCGUGUUCGGCGAGGGAUUUACAAAACUUACAGUGGACAACGUCGAUCGUAAUCCCGAUAUAGCGACAAUAAUCAUCAACGAAAACAGCUCCUACUACGAGGUUGAUGAAUUAGAAAUGAAGAAUCACGGUUUGCUCCACAUACACGGUAACAAUUCAAGUUUUGUUGUCCACAACUUCACUGGGGACCGAACAGGACUUGUCCAACUUAGACCAGGCCAGAAGAUGUUUGUUCAAGUUGUAGAGUCCAAAACGGGUUACAGUGUUGCUCCUGUUAGCUAUAAGAUAGAUCAAGGUGCGGAAAUAGUGUUCCCGUCGAGUUUGACACUUCUGGGGACUAGAUGUUUCUUUGAGGGUCUGGUUGUGGGUGUUCAUCGGCUUAUUGUUGCCGAGGGUGCCGAUGUUGUUUUUGCUUCAACCACCCAGACUGGUAUCAAAGAAAACGAGAAAUUCAGAUUCCUUACCACACCUGGUAACAUUACGUUUGCAGAAGUGUACGUUCAGAAAGGCUCGCGGCUUGAGUUUUCUCGCAUCAACAACACGCUGGUCUUUACAGCGAUCAUUUUCCGAUUGAAGUAUCAUGCAUUAGUCAACAUCAAUCACGGUGAAAUUGAUUCAUCGUGGGCUUGGGUGGAAAGCGAAGGCAGGCUUGUCUUGGACUACACUGGGCAUCCAGCCGAGAUGGGUCCUGGAUCCGGAACUACGAAAAACUUGAUUGGAUCGGGAGCGGGUCAUGGCGGUGAAGGUGGUGUUCACCAGGCAGGGCAGCUUGGAGGAGAGCCCUAUGGCUCCAUAUACCGAGCAGUUCAUCUUGGCAGUGGCGGGGGUAACGGACAAGGACGAGGUGGAUCUGGUGGGGGUAUGCUUCAUUGGAGAAUUGGUCAGGAGAUUGAGCUAGAUGGACUUGUCACCUUGCGAGGUGGCAACGGUUCUGGUGUAAACGCUGGUGGCGGUAGUGGUGGAAGCAUUCUCAUCGAGACAACAAAUUUUACCGGUUAUGGAGAAAUUAAUGUUAUGGGAGGAGACGGCUCAAGUCCCAGUGGAUCCGGUGGCUCAGGUGGUCGAAUUUCUGCCCAUGUUCGUUUUAGGCACAAGUACGCCGGUGUUUACAAGGCCUACGGAGGAGAAGGGAAAACUAAUGCUGCAGCAGGCACAGUGUACGUUGAAGAAACUGCGCGAGGACCACAAUAUGCAGACUUGAAGUACGACAAGAGUACGAAUACGACUUACGUCACUGCAACCCACAGGUACAUGGAAGUUGACAAUGAAGAUCGCAAAACUGAGAUGUCUUCAAUAAUGCUAGAGAGUGAACAUUUGUUUUAUGAAUUAGAUGAGUUGUUCCUCACUAGACACGCUAACCUGCAGGUCCAACAUCCUCCAGGAAGUCCUAAUGUCACUGUCAUCAUUCACCGCUUCCACGGAGAUGGCUCAGGAAGAUUUCAUGCAAGGGUGAACCAAACAAUAUACGUGGAAGUCGUUGAAUCGGAGACCAAUGAGACCACCGCACCGUGUAGUUACAAGAUUGAUCAAGGAGCUGAAGUUGUCUUCCCUGCUGUUGUCAACAUUUAUGGAACUAGGAGCAUUAUAGAAGGACGAAUAACGGGAGUAGAACAUCUGAUCAUCGCAAGUCAAGGGUUCGUGGAGUUCUCUUCUACUGCUCAAACUGCUAGAGUUGAGAAUCGCCGAUACGUAGAGAUAGACGAGAAAGGUAACUUUUCAUUUGCUACGGUAACUGUUGAAAGGAAUUCAAAAUUGACUUUCAGCCGUAUUCUUAACUACACAUUGAGCUUACGAUGCUCCGAGUUCAGAAUCAAAUAUGAAGGACUGAUGACAAUGAAUCACGGAUACAUUUACUCGGCAUUUGCGUGGAUAGAAAGCGAAGGUAUCUUGUCCCUGGAUGGAACGGGAUUUGGCCCGGAAGAGGGUGUUGGACAUGGUACAACCCAAAACAAUGUAGGAUCUGGGGCUGGUCACGGUGGGGAAGGUGGAAAAACAGAUCAUGGAGAAGGUGGAAUCCCUUAUGAUUCUGUUUACACUCCUCGGAUGUAUGGCAGUGGUGGAGGAAAUGGCCAAGGAGUGGGUGGUUCCGGCGGAGGAUCGAUGUUCUGGAUCGUUGGUCAAAGACUUCAGAUCAACGGGCUGCUGUCUUCAAAGGGAACUGAUGGAACAGGAACGAAUGCCGGGGGAGGUAGUGGUGGCAGCAUCUUAAUAACCACUACGAACAUGACUGGACACGGUGAAAUCUCUGUCCCAGGAGGUUCUGGAACCGGUUCGGGAAGUGGAGGAUCUGGUGGACGAGUCGGAAUUCAUUGCCGGUGGAGAUACAAAUACGGGGGUAAGUUUACAGACCAUGGAGGUCAGCAGGGCCGAUAUGGGGGUCCUGCCGGUACAAUUUAUAAGGAAGAGAACUUUAGACCUCUUGAGUACCGUCAUCUUAAAUACAUGAAAGAAACGAACACUACCAUGUUAGCUGUCGAUCACACGUACGUACACAUCGACAACGAUGGCCAUGAUGUACCCGGAGCAACUGUUUUGAUGGAGGAAAACACGACAUACUACGAAUUUGACGAAAUGGAGUUAACGGGUCACUCACGUCUUCUGGUCUACCAUCCUGGAAAUGUUACCGUCAUUGCUGUGGUACAUAAAUUUAUCGGUGAUAAGAGUGGACAAUUUCACAUCCGUCGAGAUCAAAAGAUCUUUGUAGAGUAUAUAGAGUCAGAGACAAACAAAACCGAAGCGCCUUGCAGUUACAGGAUCGACGUCGGAGGGGAGAUCAUUUUACCAUCGGAAUUUUCCAUGCAUGGCACUCGGUCAAUCUUUGAAGGAAUGAUCGUUGGCGUUCGGGAUUUGUUUGUUUCGUUCGGUGCUACUGCUGAUUUCUAUUCAACGGUACAGACAGCCCUCAUAGAAAACAACAACUACAUUGCAAUAUCAGAGCCAGGAAAUAUUUCGUUUGCUGUCGUUAUUGUUAAGAAAGGUGGGGAUAUCGAGUUCCGUAAAAACACAGGAUUCUUGAGAAUUAAUGUUGAUGAAUUAAAAAUAAAAUAUCAAGGGAAACUGAACAUGAACCACGGUGAAGUAUUUUCAACAUUUGCUUGGUUGGACAGCCAAGGUCAUUUCAACUUGGACGAAGGAGGCAAUCCUGCCGAAAAGGGACCUGGUGCCGGAAGAAGUACUGCGAUCGGCACUGGUGCUGGUCAUGGAGGAAAAGGGGCUCGUGAAGGAGGACAAGCUUACGGUUCAGUUUAUCGCCCCUUGGUUCUUGGUAGUGGAGGUGGUAAUGGCGGGGGAACGGGUGGGAGUGGAGGAGGACAGCUUCUCUGGGAAGUUGGUAAGCGUCUUGAGUUGAACGGCCUUAUUUCAGCCAAAGGUGGCAAAGGAGAUCGAGGAAAUGCGGGUGGUGGCAGUGGUGGCAGCAUUCUUAUCAAGACAACAAAUAUGACCGGACAUGGGGAGAUUGCUGUCACCGGCGGGUCUUCUUAUAACCAUGGAGCUGGAGGAGGGGGUUCUGGGGGACGAGUAGGAAUACAUUGCCGAUGGAGGUAUACUUACGGUGGCAAAUUCACUGACCGUGGUGGAUUUGGAACGCAGAACGACUAUGGUGCACCCGCAGGAACAGUUUACAAGGAAGAAAAUUUGCGUCCACUUGAGUACCGCAUACUGAAGUAUAGUAAAGAGACGAACACGACUUACCUAGCUGUGGAUCACACAUAUUUACACGUAGAUAACGAGGGACAUGACGUACCUGAAGCCACUGUCCUGAUGGAGGAAGGAACAACUUAUUAUGAGUUUGAUGAGGUUGAGCUAACUGGAUAUUCACGACUCAUCGUUUACCAUCCAAAUGAAACCCAAGUUACAGUGAUAGCGCAUAGGUUCAUUGGAGACAAAACCGGACAAUUCCACCUGAGAAUUAACCAAACUAUCUAUGUGGAGGUUGUCGAAUCUGAAACAAACAAAACUGAAGCGCCAUGCAGUUAUCGCAUCGACAAGGGAGCUGAGAUCGUUCUUCCUGCCGAAUUCCACGUCCAUGGGGUUCGGUCUGAGCUUUAUGGCCUGAUGACCGGAGUACACUUUCUUUUCCUCGAGGACGGAGCAACCCUGAAGAUAGCAUCAUCAGCACAAACAGCAAUAACGGAGAACCGAACCUACGUCGACAUCACACGACCUGGCAACUGCUCCUUUGCGCAUGUCAUAAUCAAACAAGGCGGUCUCUUGGACCUGGUGCGUGUGCAGGAGGUACUUGUUUCCGUUACGUCAUCUGUUUUCGAAGUGCUCCACAAAGGAACCGUGAAAGUGAACCACGGCAUAUUUUAUUCCACCUUCGCUGAAGUGGAAACUAAAGGUGAAGUUCUGCUGGAUGGUGCUGGGCACCAGGCAGCUACCGGUCCUGGUGCAGGCUCGACCUCUGUAAAUAGCGCAGGAUCUGGAGGUGGAUUUGGUGGACGCGGAGGACAGUCGUACAAUAAUCAUCACGGAGGUGGUGCUUACGGAUCUGUUUAUAGACCAUUGUCUCUUGGUAGUGGGGGAGGACAUGGGCAACUGAAUGGUGGAGGCGCAGGCGGAGGAUCGCUGUGGUGGCAAGUUGGUAAACGUAUUCACCUUGACGGCCUCAUAUCAUCGAAAGGGCAGAGUGCAACCAGUACCAGUGGGGGAGGUAGCGGAGGAAGUGUCCUUGUGGAGACAACCAACAUCACUGGACAUGGCGAAAUCAACGUCAAUGGGGGAGACGCGCCAAGUGAUGGAGGAGGAGGAUCAGGCGGAAGAAUUGGAAUUCAUGUCGAUUUCCAAAAUAACUUUGGUGGUAAAUUCCGCUCCGUUGGCGGCCGCGUCUCUAGCUAUCCCAAUAACGCUGGAGCAGCUGGUACGGUUUACAAGUACGAAAGUCGUCGCGGUCCGCAAUACCGUGAACUCAAGUACAACCCUGAUGCGAACUUAACCUCCUUCAAACCCGAGCACGCCAAAGUGAAGGUAGACAACGAAGACAACAACGUAGCUACGCCGACUGUCAUCAUGGAAAAUCAGACGGUCUUUUACGAGUUUGACGAGAUGCAGGUCGAGGGUCAUUCCACAGUGACCUUCUACCACCCGGAGAAAGCAAAGAAUGUGACAGUCAUCGCUCACGAAGUUACAGGAGAUAAGACUGGAAUCAUCAAACUGGUGGCCAGACAGCGCUUGUUUGUAUUUGUGGUAGAGUCUACACACACUUAUAUGGACGCCCCGUGUGGAUUUUUCGUAGAGGAGUAUGCCGAGGUUGUCUUUCCCACAGAGGUGAUUCUACGUGGCGAAAGUUCGACCAUAAGAGGACGAUUAACUGGAGUAGAAAAGCUUGUUCUUGAGAGAAAUGGCAUGGUGGAGUUUGGAGGUACAGCACACACUGCUAUGUUACCUGAAGAGUCGCAGUGGCUGGCUGAUAAUCCAUUUGAUCCAUUCACUCCCGGUCUCAUCAUCAUUCCUCAGCUUAUCAUUAACAAUGUGGGCGUGGUUAAAGUUACCAUGACACCUGUCAGAGUUGUUCUUGAUAUUGCAGACACGAAUGUGAAAAAAGGCGGUCAACUUGUCCUUGCUACAAACCAUGUGACUAUCAACGCCGACUACGUCAUUGUCGAACGUGGGGGCCUGAUAGACUCGUCAGGUGCUGGUUACCCAGCCGGAAGUGGCCCUGGAAGUGGAUCUGGACAUACGGGUGGAAGUCAUGCCUCACCAGGUGGUAGAGCAGCCUCCGGGAGUCAGUAUGGCUCUGUUUACUGGCCCCAAGAACCCGGAAGUGGUGGUGGCUACGGUGCUGGUGGUGGAUGGCUUUAUAUUCAGACCGGAGGUCAUGUGAUUGUGGAAGGAACAAUCAGAGCCAAUGGUGUUGGGGAGUCGUCAAGCUCGUCCGGUGGGGGAAGCGGUGGAGCCAUCAUUGUGAAGAGCUUAUUCCUCAAAGGAUAUGGAACCAUUGAGUGUCACGGAGGUCCCAGUUAUGAAGGAGCUGGUUCAGGGGGGCGUAUUGCGGUGAACCUCACAGAGAGCUUCAUCUUCGGAGGUGCCUUGACUGCCUUAGGUGGCAGCAGUGGCACCAACAGACAUGGAAGUCCAGGAACAGUUUACAUUGAUGUAAAUGUAGGAGAAGAGCCUUAUCGCGUGAUACAGAUUGAUAACAACAACAGGGACGAUCUGUUGCUAGUGACACUGGCCGAAACGAACACUGCAUUUUAUCGGUUUGAGAGAAUUCACCUAGUCAGGCGAGGAGCACUCGCGAUCAAAGAGGUUUCUGGAAUGGUUUCAGAACUGUACGCCAGAAAAGCCACAGGUGACAAAACGGGCUUGUUACUUGCGUUACAAAAUACCCGGAUAUACGUUGAGACGCACAGCAUUCGCACCGAAGCGCCCGUCAACUACCAAGCGAAUACAGGAGGUCAGAUUGUACUUCCCGUUCGUACCACCCUACGAGGUACCAGGACGUCAGCUCUGACAGUCAACGGUGAAAUCCACGGCAUAGAGGAACUAAGAUUGUCUUCCAAUGUUGCCACCCUUGUAACAGAAAAAGGCCAGUCAGCUUGCCUGGAAUGUAACACCACUUACACAACACCUACCAUCGGCCAUUACUGGUUCAGGAAGCUUAAAAUCUCCCUUGGGGCGAUCUUUGAAGUGCAGAGUUCGUCCCGGAACAUCGCUACCCAAUCGGUGCAUCUCCAUGUUCGUGAAACUGCACUAGACUACACUGGAUCACUCAAAGCCGAUACUGUCAACGUACUGACGGAUUAUUUCAGCAUUGAGUUUGACGCAACCACCGACGCGUCGUAUUCUGGUUGGCCUUCCCAGCAGGGGCCUGGAAGCCUUGGAACCUGCUCAGGAGUAUUUGGGGCUGGUCAUGGUGGCGCAGGAGGUUCCGGAUAUUGGACUGGAUGUGGGCAUUGUCCAAGUAGUUCAACUGCAGGUGGUAGCCCUUACGAAAAUGUAUGUACCGCUGAACAGGCCGGAAGUGGCGGAGGGUGGAGCUCAGCUUCCGGUGGAGGAAUCGCGUACGUAAGUGUUGAGAACCUCUUGGAGCUCGAUGGUUCAAUCAAGGCAGAUGGAAGUGAUGGAGACACUGGGAGAGGCGGGGCGAGCGGUGGAACUCUUUGGGUUGCUGGGAGACACUUUGAAGGACACGGCCACCUUACUGUCAAAGGAGGUAUAGGGAGCUCUCAUUCUGAAUGUUGCAGUGGCAAUCCUUGCCGUACUUGGAAGUAUUACGAUGGUGGUGGGGGUGGAGGGGGACACCUUCGUCACUUCUCACCCGAUCACAUAAGGCGGGACGUUAUUCGAAACAGGGAUGUAUCCGGUGGCGCCAAGGGUGGCGGGAGUGCUGGCAACGGAUACAAUGGACAAAUUUGUUCAGACGGUCACCACUGCAGUGGACACGGAACAUUUUCAGCUCAACAAAGAAAUUGCACGUGCGAUGCAGGAUAUUAUGGCGUGAACUGUGGGUACCACUGCGAUCCCUCAAUCACGUGUCUUGGACACGGACGGUGCGCUGCGUUUGGCGGCUGCGACUGUGAUCCCGGCUAUGUUGGUUAUCGAUGCGAACAUCACUGUAACGCAACACGUGACUGUCAUGGAAAUGGACGAUGCAGCGUGACUGGAAAGUGUGUGUGUGAUCCAUGUUAUACCGGCGAGGACUGUAGGUACGAAUGUUCGGGUAAUGGUAGUUGCAUUGGCGGCAAGUGCAAAUGCAAUCCCUGCUUCAUUGGAACGCAUUGCCAUUCUUUAUGCUCAGGACACGGCUCGUGCAAUAAUGAUACCUGUAUCUGCGACAGUAAAUGGAAGGGCGAUUACUGCGAAGUUCCCAAGUGUCCAAACGACUGCUCUGGAAAUGGCAUAUGCAACAGUGCCCUUCUCACGUGUUUCUGUAACCCGGGGUGGCGUGGCGACGACUGCAGCCAACCUGACUGUCCAGGCGAGCCGGAUUGUUAUAAUCGGGGGACAUGUGCAACCAUAAACGGCACCAUCGUGACGUGCAUUAACUGCUCCAUCGGGUGGAUGGGCCCAGCCUGCGAUGAUCCUUGUGUUCAUGGUGUUCAAGAACCAAUGGACAGUGGAUUUUGCAAAUGCGAACCUUGCUGGGCUGGGAAAGGCUGUGACUCUCUUUGCAUGGGUCGUGGUACGUGUUCGGAAAGCGGCAUUUGCGACUGUGAUCCUCUCAAAGGCUGGCGAGGUGACGUUUGCGAAGUGCCUGGAUGUCCUGGCCUCGGUGAAGAUUGUACUGGUAAUGGUGACUGCAAUAGCGCCAGUCACGAGUGCACGUGCUACCCCGGGUGGGCAGGUAUCGGUUGCCACAUUCCAGACUGCCCUGGCGCACCCAACUGCAAUGACCGCGGGUACUGUAAUGCUACUAUGAGUCCUCCUCAAUGUCAAAACUGCACUCCUGGCUGGAUGGGACCUGCAUGUGCUGACCCAUGCAAGUAUGGAGAACAAGUUCCGAUGGACAGUGGACAGUGCGUCUGUUGGCCAGGAUACUCAGGUGUUGGUUGUGAUAGUGAAUGUUCCGAGCACGGUAAAAUAGUCAACAACAGCUGUAUUUGUGAUGUGGGAUGGCGAGGAGACCUCUGUGAUAACCCAGGCUGUCCUGGUAUUGGAUCCGACUGCACAGGCCACGGAAUCUGCAAUUCAGUCACCCACAUUUGCACAUGUAACGAAGGCUGGGCUGGCCAGGGGUGUGAAAUCCCCAACUGUCCAGGAUCCCCUAACUGCUUUGAACGAGGACUAUGCAACGCUUCUGUAGAUCCCCCUAAGUGUCAAAACUGCUCUAAGGGCUGGAUGGGACCAGCAUGCAAUGAUCCUUGUGUACACGGUCAACAGACUCCAAUGGACAGCGGUAACUGCGUUUGUGAGCCAGGCUGGGUCGGUGUAGGGUGCGACAGUGAAUGCUCAGAACAUGGAACGAUUGUGAAUGACAAGUGCCAGUGUGAUGUUGGAUGGCGCGGAACGUUCUGCGAAAAUCCCGGAUGUCCAGGAGAUGGUGAGGAUUGUUCGGGUCAUGGCGAGUGUAACAGUGCCCUUCAUACAUGUAUCUGCCAGAAUGGCUGGACAGGUGAUGGAUGUCACAUCGCAGACUGUCCUGGAAAUCCAGACUGUGCAAACAGAGGUUUCUGCAACGAAAGCUCUAAUCCUCCGACGUGUACCAACUGUAUAGCUGGCUGGAUGGGUCCUGCUUGUGAAGAUCCUUGCACAAACGGAACACAGGUGCCAAUGGACAGUGGAAAUUGUGUCUGUGAUCACUGCUUCACAGGUCGCGGAUGCAAUGUGGAGUGCACAGGACACGGAAUUUGUGUCGGAAAUAAGUGUCAGUGUGAUCAACUCACUGGUUGGCGAGGCUCCCUAUGUGAAGUGCCUGGAUGUCCAGGUUCUAAUGGAAGAGACUGCAGUGGAAAUGGAAAAUGUGACAGUGCAAACCAUCAAUGCAUCUGUCUACCAGGUUGGACUGGUGUUGGGUGUCACAUCCCUGAUUGUCCCGGUAUUCCAAACUGUUUUGGUCGUGGUCACUGUAACACAACUAAUCGCGUGACACCAGAGUGCACAGACUGUAUUCAAGGCUGGAUGGGUCCAGCUUGCAACGAUCCCUGCGUGCACGGUCACCCUAAAGAUGGUAUAUGCGUCUGUGAUCCCUGCUUCACUGGAAGUGGAUGCCAAAGUGAGUGUUCCGGGUUUGGCGAAUGCAUCAACAACAAAUGUAAUUGUGGCCAAGAGCCAGGAGCUGCUGCUAUGGGGGAAUACUGUGAGCUGCCGGGAUGUCCAGGGCAAUGUACGAGCCCUGAUCAUGGUUUUUGUGACACAAAUUCUAAGAAAUGUAUAUGCGCGCAAGGAUGGGCCGGAGACGAUUGUAGCACCCCAGACUGUCCAGGAAAACCGCUCUGUUCUGGCCAUGGAAGUUGUAGCAACUCAAAUCCAAGAAGGUGCAAUUGUGAGCCGCAGUGGGCUGGUGAGAUGUGCGAACUGCCUUGCAUAAAUGGAACAAACUACGGAAACUCUUCAGGCUGUAUUUGCGACCCGUGUUUCUCUGGAUCUGGUUGUGAUCUUGAAUGCUCGUUACAUGGUAGCUGUGUAAAUGACAAGUGUAUAUGCGAUAAAGACAUGGGAUUCAAAGGUGACGUGUGUGAGAUCGAAAGUUGUCCCGGAUUCCCAUUUGACUGUAGCAAUCAUGGAAGCUGUAACGGAGCGCUCAAGCAGUGCCAAUGCGAUCCUGCCUGGUCAGGUCGGGCAUGCGAUAUUCCGGACUGCCCUGGUACCCCUGACUGCAAUGCGCAUGGCACGUGUAUUGCACCCACAACAGACGAUGAAACACCAAAGUGCAAUUGCUCAAAAGGAUGGAUGGGCGUAGCUUGUGAAAAACCCUGCAAAUUUGGGACUGCAACUAGUGAUCAUAUUUGCGUCUGUGACAAGUGCUACAAUGGGGCUGCCUGUGACAUGCUGUGCUCCAACCAUAGUUCUCAGUGUGUAGAUGAACAAUGCGACUGUGGGUUUAUAGGCUGGCGAGGACAAUAUUGUGAAAAGAAAGGAUGUCCUGGUUACAAGAAAGACUGCUCAGGGCAUGGACAAUGUCUGACGUCUUUACAAACGUGUAUCUGCGAUGCUGGGUGGAGUGGGAUUGGCUGUGAGCAAACUGACUGUCCUGGUGAACCUGAUUGCAACAAUCGAGGUCAAUGUAUACCAGCUGAGACUCCUUACUGUGGUGACUGCGAGCCAGGCUGGGCAGGAAUAGCCUGUGAAACGCCUUGCGUAAACGGCACUCAAAACAAAGAUGAUCCAACCCUUUGUGACUGUGAGCCUUGCUUCAGUGGAAUAGAGUGCGAUGAGUUCUGUUCUUCGAGACCUAAUGCCACAUGCGUUAAUGAGACAUGCUACUGUGGUUUUGAAGGUUGGCGUGGACAAUUUUGUGAAAAGAAAGGGUGCCCCGGUUUGUUCAACCUCGAUUGUUCUGGACGCGGUACUUGUAACAGCGCCACUCAGACGUGUGACUGCAAUCCAGGAUGGGCUGGACGGGGAUGUGAGGAGCCUGCUUGCCCCGGUACCCCAAUGUGCGGAGGCCAUGGUACUUGUGAGACGUUUGGAUUCACAUCUUUCUGUUCUUGUGAUAAAGGGUGGAUGGGUCGAGCCUGUGAGACUGAAUGUGAACAUGGUACUCCCCAAGAAACAAGCGAUGGUUUAUUUGUCUGUCAGUGUCAUGAUUGCUACAGUGGUGUAUCGUGCGACCAGGAGUGCUCUGGACAUGGCAAUUGUACAAAUAAUACAUGCGACUGUGGAUUUGAAGGCUGGCGAGGUUCCACGUGUGCCACGAAAGGUUGUCCUGGCUGGGGAUCUGACUGCUCUGGCCAUGGCUCCUGUAUUACUGCUUUAGGUCUAUGUUACUGUAGACCCGGCUGGUCUGGUGUAGGUUGCCAUAUACCCCAGUGUGCAGGCGGUGGAAAUUGUAGUGGGCAUGGAAUCUGUGAUGGACUGGCUCACGAUCCUCCAGUUUGUGUCUCGUGUGACACGGGUUACAUGGGAGAAGGUUGUAACCAACGUUGCAUUAAUGGCACAGUAAUUAAGUCUUCAAGCGGAGAUACGUGUGAAUGUGGAGCCUGUCAUACUGGAGUUGACUGUGGCACGGAAUGCAAUGGUCACGGCAAGUGUGAACAGGGCGUUUGCGUUUGUGACAGCGGUUGGAGAGGGGCUAAAUGUGAAACAGUGGGUUGUCCAGGCCAAGGGGUAGACUGCAGUAAUCAUGGUGUCUGUUUGCUAGUUACACAGCAGUGCGAUUGCUUUAAUGGAUGGAAAGGAGAGGGCUGUGAUGUCCCCGACUGCCUUGGUGUGCCAGAUUGCAACGCACUUGGAACUUGCUACGGAGGCGUCGAUCCCCCUAUCUGUGUGAAUUGUACAAACAACACGAUGGGUCCUUCGUGUGAAUUCCCGUGUGUACACGGCAACGAAUAUCCACCAAACAGCGUUAUUUGCCAAUGUGAUCCAUGUUACACCGGACUGGCUUGUGACAUCGAAUGUUCUGGACAAGGAACUUGCAGACAAGGUGUUUGUGACUGUGACCCAGGAUGGAAGGGCCAAACCUGUGAAACGUUAAACUGCCCUGGAGAACCAGACUGCAGUGGACGAGGAGCUUGCGUGCAACAAGGCUCUCCUGCCACGGCAGUGUGCCUCUGUAAUCAAGGAUUUGAUGGUGAUGAUUGCAGCAAACUUGUCUGCCCUGGUCAACCUAUGUGUAGUGACAGAGGGAACUGUACGCUGAUGGGUGACAUUCCAACCUGUGCAUGUAACCAUGGCUUUGAUGGGAGCUCGUGCGAGCGUUGCCUACCUCAGUUUACUGGAUCUGAAUGCGAAAAAUGCGUAGCGAACUAUAUUGGAUGGGCAGUUGGCUGCGACGUUUACUGUGUCCAUGGCAAUGGAACGGGGCAAAACAAAGACAUAUGCACGUGUCAUAAUGACUCACAGUUGGGCUACUGGAAUGGAACAAGCUGUGACCAAUGUGUCUUUGGCUGGGGUUUACCGACCUGUACAGUCUGCGAUGAGGCACACGUAGGAGAGAGGUGUAAUGUCGAUUGCGUCUCUACGCAUGCUCAGUAUCGUGACAAACUGGACGGAGGUUGGGGUAAACACCCAGUGGAACCCUUUCUGAAUUGCCUGUACAACACCGCUCAAGGCGACGUGUUUGCUUGGUUUGGUUACCGGAACAGAAAUCCUCACAACGUGUACUUGAACACAGGACCGAGCAACUUCUUCUCGAGGCCUUAUCUAAAUAUUGUUCCAGGUGGAUUGAGCGGAUUUGUUCGCAAACUCAGUGGCUCUGACAAUACUACCAGUAGCCUGAUCCCAUUAUCAACUGAAGAUUAUGGUCAACCUCAAAAGUUUGCACCGGGUAGACAUGACAAAGCUUUUAUAGUAAGAUUGCAAGACUCGUAUCCAAUAGCCUGGAUUGUAGCAUUUCCAGUAUCCAACGAGAGAAAUGCAGCGGUAGUAGAUUCGUCUAUGGUCCACUCCAUGAGAUGUACAGACAGUGAGGCUCAGAUGAACAAUAUAUCUAGUGAAACCUACACAUGUUCAUGCAACGAUGGACACUGGGGUCUAGCAUGUCAGUAUGAUUGUCCUGGUGGGCCACUUACGCCAUGUUUUAACAAUGGUCUCUGCAAUAAGACCACGGGAUUGUGUUCGUGUGACCCUAACUGGCGCGGAGACGUCAACUGCACCACCUGCUCGGACGGUUGGCAUGGCUUGGAUUGUUCAGUCGUCGUGCAAAGUCCAAACAACCAGACCGCGGCGGCAUUUGGACAUGGUUACUUCAUUACACUUGACGGAACUGGGUACAAGUUCCUGGGAAAUGGAGAAUAUCACCUGAUACUGUCUCAGUCGUUAGAGAUCCAGGUUCGGAUGGUCCCGUGUUUUUCAUCGAGUUCGUGUUUCAACGCUGUAGCAAUAAAGAUCGAACAGAACACGUUGUUGGUCCAUUCAAGGUUUGCUAAUCAAGAAGAGCCUAUCGUGUUUGCCAAUGGGAGGAGAACGUAUUCUCUUGAGUUCGACUUUGGCCCAGCAAAUCAAAAGUUCACGUUUAAACGAAUAUCCCGGUUACAGUUUGUACUCUCCUCGAUUUACGGUGUUCAGCUCAUAAUCCGCUUGUACGACCGAUAUCUUGAUGUCCACUUACGCGUUGACAAUCAGACUUAUUGUCAGGCCAGCCAGGGACUUUGGGGCAACUGUAACUCCAACUGGUAUGACGAUUUAUCUAGCAGAGACGAUAGACUAAUUACAGCAACAAAUGUCUCGCAAUCAUACAUUCACGAGCUCUAUGGAACGUCUUGGCAAGUAGCAGAGAAGGACAGUUUGUUUGCCUAUGACAUCAACAACUACCACGAAAAAAGAGAACUUUACGGUGGAGGCUAUGCAUUGCAUUUCAAUAACUCCGGUGCGCACACUGGAGAAAUCUACAGUUUCACGUCUUCAGACAUCACCAUCGAAUUUAUGGUUCGUGCUGAGAGUCAAAACGGUACGCUUCUCUCGUACACCAGCACAAAGAUGUUUGCUGUGGUAUUUGACUCUGGUAAGAUCAAACUACGCUAUGAAGACACCACUUUAGACACGCUGGCAGUCAUUCACACACACAAAUGGAACCAUAUUGCUCUGGUCUGGUCUGUAUCGACUCGAAUUCUCCAAUUCUACCAAUUAUACUACAACGAUGACGGCGGACAACGAGUACACAGCCGAAACUUUCCCAUUCCGAGUAACGUCAAUGUGUUUCAACCGGGAGGAACUCUUGCCUUAGGGUACUGCCAGCCAGCACCAGGAGGACUAAAAAUACCACUGAAGGAGGGUUUCAUCGGACAAAUUGAUGAAGUGCGAAUUUGGAAUCAAAAGCUGGACCCGUUUACUAUUUCGGCUAACUGGAGAAAAAAUCUGGGCUGUCGUCUACCGAUUCAAAACCUUGCAAGUCUUUGGAAGCUCAACGAAGGCGAUGGCACAGUAGCGCAUGACUGUGUGUCCAGCGCCCAUAUAAGAUUUCGAUCAGGUAUCUGGCAAGGGCCAACAUGGGUGUACUCUACAGUUGACAUCGCGAACUUUUCAGUUGACAUUGAGACCGCAUACAGCUUCAGAUUUGGUAGCACCUGGAUGAAUGUACAGCAGACAUGUUACAACCUAAUCUUUGCUUCGUCGCUGAGAUCACAGUACACCGUGCUGAAUACUGCAACGCGAUGGUUUUAUCACAUGUCAUGCGUAACAUCCGUUACCAGAAGUAGCCAUUAUAGUGAUGCUUACUGGCCAUUAAUGGCUCUAUCAGAUUUCUAUCAACUGUUUGCAGAGCACUCUUCGUGGUAUGCUCAGAGCUUGUGUCGCCAUGUAUCUGUUGUUAACUUCCCAGAGUGGUAUGGUGUAAACUGUGCCCAACAGUGCAAAUUUGGCCUUCCAGGAAACAACAGCCGUGACAGCAGCUGUGUCUGUAUGAAAGGAUUCUACGGUGUAAACUGUUCAAGAGAAUGUCCCGGUGGUUACAACGUUCCAUGUAGCGCCCAAUCACCAUGCAAUAAUUUCACCGGAAAAUGCUCCUGCCCAGUUCAAGCAAACUCCACUCGUGACUGUAGCGUCUGUUCUCCAGGAUGGGUUGGAGCUGACUGUUCUGUGGCACUCGGAGGAAAUGUCAGCAAUGUAGACAACGUCACAUGCCAGGGAUUUGGAGCAGCGCACUACACAACCUUUGACGGCGCUGGCUACACUUUUGGCACCUAUGGAGAAUUUUACUUGAUGAAAACCAAUGAGUUUACAGCUCAGGUCCGACAAAUCCCCUGUAUGAGUGGUUCGUUUUGCAUUUCAUCAUUGGCAAUGAAAACGGGUUCAACACAGAUCACAGUUAGAGCUUCUUACAACGGCAGUGGAAUGCCACUAGUCUGGUUCAACCGUAGACUGACAGACACAACAUCUCUAAACCUGGAAAAUGACUUUAUAUUUCGUAGAGUUUCUCCACAGACGUAUGAAAUCAGAAAAGAUAGACCUGACAACAUAUUACUAAGAGUGAAAGCUUGGAAGAAGUAUCUUUCCUUCGAGAUAACUUCUGCCGGUUCUUUGUGUACUGUUGCUUCUGGACUUUGUUCCUCAUGCGACUCAAGCAUCGCAAACGACUUUACAAACAGUACAGGUACGGUGUAUUGGGGUCAUACCAUCUCACAGCGUACGAUAAUUGACAUCUUUACCUCCCAAUGGACAGUGUCCGCAAUUGACUCACUGUUUGUAUUUGGCUACACGAGCUAUAACGAACAACGAGAAAUUACUGUGAAUGGAUACGCACUGAAGUUUAAUGGUACAAUUGCUUCCACCGGUCCUCUAAAUACCGCUUUCGUAAAAGGCCAAGACUUUACUCUGCAGCUAUUUGUUAAAGUUGAUGCUCUUGGAGGUACAAUCAUAUCUUAUGCAAAAGGAUUCACUUUUGCCAUCGUGAACGAUGUCAGCGUUAAAAUUUAUGUCGGUGGAGUUUCGUACGACAUGGGAAUCACACUGCCUCUGGGAUCCUGGAUUCAAGUUUCUAUCGCAUACAGUUCCUCUACAGGUGUUCUAGACUACUACCAGUUAGAUGCUCAAGGUGACCUUUUUACCAAACAGACCUACCUAGGACCUGACUUGUUUACUUCCGGUGGCACUUUAUGGCUUGGCCAGUGGCACAUAACACAAGAACAUAUCACUGGUGUACCACUGCAUCCAUUCUUUGGAAGCAUAGAUGAAGUUCGCAUCUGGACCUUUGCACUGGACACUAUUCUUGUUCGCCAGAGUUUCCUUGUUGUUAUACCAGAAGAAUUACCGACGCUAAGUGCCCUGUGGCUUUUUGACGAGGGCUUAGGCAGAGUGGUUAGCAAUCGUAUAUCCGGCUCCUCAGCCAUGUUCCUUCCUAAGGUAAUCAGCCGUCAACCGUUGUGGCAGUUCUCGUAUGUCCGGGAUGUGUUUCCAUCGAUAGUUGUUAGUUCAACUGUGCAGUUUACGAACAUCACCUUUGGAAUUCUAGCCGAUAAUCUGUGUUUUGAGCUUAUUUACGACACCCAAUUACAAACACAGUGUGGUCAGCUACUGAACGCGGCCGUUCCUCAGUUUUACUUCAAGGCAUGUGUUUACGAUAUUCAUUCCUCUAGUUCUUUGGACACCGCCUAUAUUGCAUUAUCUGCCUAUGCAGACUACUGCCAGUCUAUUCUCCAUCUUCCUUCAUGGCCAGCUCAACUCCUGUGUCAUCAGUUUCCCAAGAGCUUUCCUCAGGGAUGGAUUGGUCCCGACUGUUCCUAUAAGUGUGUUUUCGGAAAUGUAGACAGAAACAAUGCUAGCUUGUGUGUAUGCAGUCCAGGAUACUGGGGUGAAGACUGUGCCAGUGAGUGCCCAGCAGGCGGAAACAAUCCUUGUAACCAGCAUGGCAAGUGUGACGUCAAGACAGGAGCCUGUGAAUGUGAUUUGAACUGGCGAGGAAAUAACGACUGUAGUAAUUGUACACCUGGCUGGACAGGAUCUGAUUGCGCCGUGGCUGUGGCAGUAUCGCAGUUGCCGACAUGUUCUGCUUUCCUUGGAGGACACUUUACCAACUUCGACAGCGCUCACUUUAACUUUUUUGGACUCGGGGAAUUUUGGUUCGUCAGAAGCGCCCACUUCAAUGGCCAGCUAAGACAAGUUCCAUGUCACAAUGGAGAAUCUCGUUGCAUUAAUGCAGUAGCAUUUUCUUUCAAGUACGGAUGGAAAAUAGUAUUUCACGCACCAUAUGAGGAGACCGAGCGGCCGGUUAUUUGGAUAAAUGGAAGUGUGACAGAGUACAGUUCAACAACGCUUCAAAUUGCCAGUGAAGUCUUCUUAGAGCAGACAUCUUCAACUACAUACGUUCUUAGCAAUGUACUAGAAGAUCUCAAGUUUCAACUUCGAGUUUCAGGAAGAGGACUUAUCAUUGCAGGCCAUGUUGAGCAAUCGCUGUGUAACGGUACAAAUGCACUGUGCGGAAACUGCGACGGAAACAGAGACAACGACUUCAAUGUGACAGGUGGUGGUUCUCUGGAAGAAACGUGGCGAGUUUCUAUCGACGAAAGCCUCUUCUUCUACCACUAUGGAACUUACAACGAAGAAAGAGUUACAACAGGUGCUGAAUACGCCUUAAAGUUCAAAGGGGUUGGUGUUUGUAGUGAUCUCAUGCCUGAAGUCUUAAAUGCUUCUGUCAUUACCGCAGAACUCCUGUUUAAGAUGUUUACUGGACGAAAUCCUGGAGGUGUACUCUUAACCUACAGCAAAACAAUAACGCUGACAGUGUUUAUUCAGGUAACCCUAAAAGUACGCAUUGGGGUGGAGAUCUGGGACACAGGUUUUUCUCCAGAAGUUGAGGCCUGGAACCGAGUCACCCUUGUUUACUACAACAGCACUGGGGCAAUACAUUUUUAUUACAUCAAUUCCAUUGGUAUUGUUCGUCAAGCCACAGGAACCAUGAGUGCCGGUGCGUUAUACACAGGAAGCAUGAUCUCCAUUGGGCAGUGGAUACCAGCUCUUGAAGGGAACACAGCGGAGAACGAUAAACUGCCAGGUUUUGUUGGAUUGAUCGAUGAGGUACGCUUCUGGAACCGUGAAUUUAGCCUGCAAGAUGUCAAGACAAGCUGGAGAGUAAACGUGAUUUCUAGCGCUCUUCAUAUUGCAAUUUUGUGGAAGUUCAACGAAGGACAGGGUGACGUCAUACACGACCUGGUGAGCGGAGUCCACUUGUACAUUCCAUCCGUACGUAGGGCACCUAAAUGGAUCUUCAGUUACGCGAAUGUUAAGAUUCUUCCUGUAACCACUGAAAUAAAGUUCAAAACGAGCGACAUGAGAAUCAAAGCAGAAACGUGGUGCCAUGAAAACAUCCAGGAAUCACCUGUUGGUAUCGCCUGCGGCGGGCUUGGUGGUGGGACAGUAGCUUUCUAUGUAAGAGCUUGUUUACGAGUCAUUGCUUCAACUGGUCAGGUAUCCUUUGGAUUAAAUGUCGUGGUGGCUUUUGCAGACACGUGCCAAGUACAAGCUAACCUAACUGUGUGGCCAGCGCAACAGAUGUGCAAGUAUGAAGUGUUCCGAAAUUCAAGACUCAUGAACUGGAUAGGAGUGAAUUGUGACAUUUCUUGUCUCUACGGAUAUCAACCUACGGGAUUGGUUGGAAGUUGCAAGUGUGACCGGGGUUUCUGGGGACAGCUGUGUGGUGGAGUAUGCCUUGGUGGACCUGUGAACGUAUGUAGUGGGCAUGGACGUUGUUUAGGUGGUAGUGGAAGAUGUCGCUGUAGGAGAAGGUGGCGCGGAGCACUUGACUGCAGCCAGUGCACUCCUGGUUUCCUUGGUAAAGACUGUUCAGCUUCUGUUACAGCACCUACGGAAGAGCUCCCAAUAACGUCGGUCUUUGGGACCGGUUACUACGUGACUUUAGAUGGCGUCAAGAUCAACGUAAAUGUAGCUGGUGAAUUCAAGGUGUUGGCCUUGGUUCGUUAUGGACUCAGCAUCCAGUUUCGGCAAGUUCGAAUCGGAAGUUACGUACGUGUAAGAUGUGUAAUUGUGCGUGUAGGGGAUAAUGUGAUGGCAAUCCACAGCAGUAUUGGAAUCGGGGGCCAGGUCUUGGUUACACUCAACGGCUCCCCUGUCAGCUACAAGAGCGUGAUUUCACUUGGAAUUUCAGGAUUUGUGUUUAAACGGACGUCCCUCAACAGGUACGUGGUGACUGGUCCAGGAGGUUUCAACUUUGUUAUCAAUUCCCUCACAGUACACUUCGAUGUCUCCAUAACAAUGAACAGAUGGUUGUGUCAAGAAGUCUGUGGUCUCCUCGGGAGGUGCCGCGACCCUGAAUCAAGCGUGCUGCCCUCAAACUGCACAGCUGGAGGAAUUUUAGAUACGCAUGAUAUAUCAACUGUAACUCAAGACAUCUUGAUCUCCUACGUGACCUCGUGGUCUGUCCCUCGAAACGAGAGCUCUUUUGGUCCCAUACUAAACAUCUCUGGCGAAUCACUAUCGACUAGCGAAGGAGGAAGCUGUCUCUACUUUAAUGGCACGUCUGUCAUCACUGCACCUCUGGUGAAUGUUUUUGUUGGUAAUUACAUCACUAUCCAGUUCUUUGUGAAGGCAAAGGAUCCGCGUGUGUACGGUGGUACUAUUAUUUCAUACGCCCUCAGUGAAACUUUUGCAAUAGCUGUGAAUAUGACUGUCAUGAUUCACUUUGGUACUACAGUCAUUGACACUGGACUUGUGCUUGAAACAGAGCUUUGGAACCACAUAUCAUUUGUCUACAGGCGGAGCUCGGGUCUUGUUCAGUUCUACCUCAUUAACUCAAUAGGCGUCAUUCAAACAAGAGUCUUCUUCGUUGGUGUAGGAAUAUUUGCCGAAGGUGGUACCUUAGCCAUUGCUCUUUGGCAGGUGACCAAAGUGUCCCUCUCCCUGCCUGGCUUUGUGGGCUGGGUGGACGAGUUGAGCUUCUGGAACAAACGAUUCGAUUCUGUUAUGAUACAGCAAACCUGGAAUACCAAUCUCGUAGCAGAAACACCAGGGAUUGCGCUCUUAUGGAAGUUCGAUGAAGGAAGUGGCUUUGUGUGUCGCGCGACAGUAGGAUCGUUAGAUUUUAGUCUUCCUACCCCGCCCUGGAGAAGCCCAAUUUGGUAUCCUUCCGAUGCCAUUAAAGAAACCAACGUUUUCAUCACAUCAGAUCCCUCUGAAGAAGAAGCUGACAACGUAACCCAAGAGCUGUGUUCAGAUAUUUUCCUUAAAGGUCCUCUAUACAAUGAGUGCUCAAACGUGACUGGAGGAUCCGAAUUUUACUACGAAGCUUGCAUUUCCGAAGUGUCUACGUCAAGAAAGCUCGACUCAGCUCUUACAACAGCAGCUGCCUUCGCAAAGGAGUGCCAAGCCGCCCUGAACCUUUCAACUUUGCCGGGAGCAGGUCUUUGCAAUAUUCUUCCAGGAGGACGUUAUAAUGAUUGGGUUGGAACAAACUGCACAACUAAGUGUAUCGUUGGACAAUACUUUGAUGGAACGUGCAAAUGUGACAGUGGGUACUGGGGGGUGAACUGCUCCAAUGAGUGCCCAGGAGGAGCUGGGAACCCUUGUUUUGGAAAUGGACAAUGUGAUGUAGAAACUGGUGAAUGCAAGUGUCAUCCAAAUUGGCAAGGAAAUGAAUACUUCUGCAUAUGCGAUCCAGGGUUUUAUGGCAUAAACUGCUCUGGAAUUUGCCCAGGAGGGAGUGGACGAGCAUGUAACAAUCAUGGAAUCUGCGAUGUCGUAACUGGAAAAUGUUCAUGUGAGCUUAAUUGGAAAGGAAAUGAAAACUGCUCAGCUUGUGCUCGUGGUUGGGCUGGGACAGAUUGUUCGACAGCAGUCACUCAGUGGCCAUCUGGAAGUGUUUUGGUUGGAGUUGGGACAGUGUCACUUGGCGGACAGUUUACAUCACUCAGUGGAAUCAGUUACAGCCUUUACAUUACAGGGGAGUAUUAUCUUAUUUACUCUAUCCAUCUGUCCGUCGUUGUGCAAAUUCGUCUGGUAUCGUGCUUCCAACAGCUAUCUUGCGUCAAUUCCAUCGCGCUUAAAAUAUCUUCGCACAAAGUUGUUUUACAUGGGCCUUAUACAUCUGGUGGAAACCUUAUCGUCUGGUUAAAUGGUAAAGUCAUCGACAUUGAUUUGCAUCGAAUCACUCUUCAAAGCUACGGUUUUGAGGUCAACAAGAUCACAGCUUAUCUCUGGGAGGUCAAAUAUGCAGGGCUAUACCUGAAAAUACGUGUGACAGGACGCUACUUGACCCUAAGUGCAAGCGCAUCGGGUUUGGUGUGCAAGUCCGCAAUUGGCCUACUAGGCUCUUGUAACCAGGGAUUGCUGGAAUCGCUCGUGUCUUAUCAUCCAACUAAAAACUGUUCUGAAGGAAGCUUUAUGUUCAACGUAAGCGGAAACCAGCCCAACAAUUUCCACCAAGCAGAGGACUCGUCACUUGAAACGAAUGUGUCCGAUAGCAAGACCAAGACCCAAGAGGUUAUAAAAACCCUUAUUACCACCAAGCUCAAGGUCAAAGAAUGCCACAGUUUGUUUCAAUAUAAGUACAAGGACGUUGUAGAAUAUCGCGAUGCAAAUGCCGGGUACGCACUUUACUUUGACCACACUACAGUGGUCUCGGGAGUAAUCUACAAAGCAUUCUCUUUCACGGACAUAACAGUAAAGCUCAUGUUCAAAACAGUCCGGUACGGGGUUAUCAUAUCCUAUACUACGAGUAAGACCUUUUUUGUAACUAACACAGGAGGAAAGUUUACAAUCUACUACGGAGACAACGUGUACCAUACAAAUAUCGCCUCGGAGCUUAAUAAAUGGAACCAGAUUAGCCUUGUGUUCCGAAAAUCCACUUUAAUAUUGCACUUCUACUACUUUUCGUCUGGAGGCCAGUUGCAUCGCCUUGAUAUCAACAUUGGUUUCGAUAUCUUUGCUCCAGGGGGCAUCAUCGCUUUGGCUAGUUGGAUACCAUCUCUGGACGGCUCCGGAAUUCAGCCUGUUGACUUCUUUGCUGGAUUCAUAGAUGAAGUGCGUAUAUGGACGCGCUAUUUCCAUCCUGCGUUCAUUCUGCAGACCUGGAACAGAUCGGUGAGCGUUGAAACGCAAGAUCUCGCGCACGCAUGGAAGUUUAACGAAGGUGAAGGAAUCGAAGCUGUAGACAAAGUAACCGGUAUGAAACUCGAGCUUCCUUUUAAGCCAUGGAGGAAACCGGAAUGGAAGUAUUCCGAUGUAGUGUUGCAACUGCCUUUCUACGAUAGAGAACAAGAUUUCCCCUUUAAGAACAAAACCUUACAAACUGAAGCUGAACUUUUCUGUAACAGAACGUUGUUAAUGGGACCACUGUAUUCAAACUGUCACUCCUUGGGACCAGGCGUGUCUAUGUUUUACUUCAGGUUUUGCCUCCGAAGAAUUGCAAGCUUUGGGUCUUUGUACAUGUCCAUGGAGGUUAUUAUUGCGUAUGCUGACUACUGCCAGGCCAUCAACAACCUAACGGUCUGGCCAGCCAAACCACUUUGUAAUGAAUUUCUUGGACGUGAUUUUCCUAUUUGGUUUGGAGAGCGUUGCGACAUGAAAUGCGUCUUUGGUAAGAAGCUGGACUCUGAGAGUUGCGUAUGCGACCAUGGCUACUGGGGUUCAGAGUGCGCAAACCCGUGUCCCGGAGGAGCUGCAACACCAUGUAACAACAACGGAGUGUGUAACAGCGUCACAGGGGAAUGUGAAUGUACUGCUAAUUACAAUGGAACACUAGACUGUGGCAAGUGCUCCUCAGGGUGGACUGGGUCCGACUGUUCCCUUGCCCUGGUGUCUCUGAACUGGUUGCAACUCUCCAUUGCAAUAUCAUCGACUGGAGGUCAUUACGUUACUUUUGACGGCUACAGCUUUACUCUCGUGGCAGUUGGUGAAUACUACCUGAUAAAUAUACCUCAUAUGUCAUUCCAGGUGCAAGUGCGUCAUGUGCCCUGCAGAUUGCACUCGGUUUGUGUCAACGCAAUUGGAAUACGGGUUUCCUCGACCGUGAUAUCUUUUCAUGCCCCCUACACUACUGAUGGAGCUCCAGUUAUUUGGGUCAACGGAAAGCUCAUUCUUUUGUCAGGACUGGUCACAAAUCUUGGUUCCCUCCAUCUUGGGAUCCAACUCAAGUACGAGGGACACAGUCACUACCAGAUUGCAUGGAAGGACAAUUUUGCCAUACGCAUUCGAAUUGAUGGGCGGUAUUUGAGCUUCAAAGUAGACGUCAAGUCGCCGUACUGUUAUAACUCGACUGGCUUACUUGGGUCAUGCGAUAAUGAUCCUAGCAACGAUCUUACAGUUAGUUCCAACGCGAGCAUCACUCCUGGAAACACGACCCAGUCAGCAAUAAAUGUAGAGGUUGGAAGCCAUGCUCUUGUACUGGAAAUAGACAGCCUGAUUGUUUUGACGUUCGAACACUAUCAAGAGACACGAUUACCAUCCGGAGGUAUAUACGCUCUGGUCUUUAACCAAACGGGGGCUUCGUCAAGACCACUGACGAAGACAUUUGUUGCCAACGUAGAUAUUACAAUUGAAAUCCUCCUAAAGCCCUACCAGCUCGGCGGAACAGUUUUCUCCUAUGCAGUCCUGCAAACGUUCGCUAUAACAAUAAAACAUUCCAUCACGAUACACUUUGGCAAAACGAUUAUUGAUACGGGUGUCAAUGUAACUAUCAACCAGUGGAGUCACAUAUCACUUGUUUGGCAUCACGAGACACAAAUACUAGAGUUCUAUCACUUCAACUUUGAAGGAAAGGUGCAACGAAGAUCGUACGUUCUAUCCUCCAAUCCAUUCACACCUGGCGGUAUUCUGUCACUGGGACAAUGGGAGCUGUCGCCUGGAGACAAUGAAACCUACACAGUGAACUCAUUCGUUGGCAUCAUUGAUGAAAUCCGUGUCUGGAAGCGAGCAUUCAAUCCAGCUCUGAUACUGCAAAACUGGCGCAUGAAUGUUGUGCCCACACAUCCCGAUGUCACAGGGCUCUGGAAAAUCAACGAAGGUGAAAGUGACGUCAUUGUGAACCUAGUAACAGACGAAAAUAUCUAUCUGCCAAGAUCUCCAUGGCAACAGCCUACGUGGGUAUUUUCUGAUGCUGACGUUAAGACGAAUUUAACCUCAUCUGAAAAACCUUUUGAUAUGCAUUUUCCCAACAAGACGCUAGAGGACAAUGCUAUGUCUUUUUGCUACGAACUUUUUUACAAGAGCACACUUUACGAUUACUGCGACCUUCGUUUGAAAGCUGAACUGGAAUACCACUAUCUCGUUUGCCUGAAAGACAUAGCAACCACCGGCCACAUCCGUGCAGCUCUUGUAGCCGUUAUCUCUUUCUCGGAUCAUUGCCAAGCGGUCCUCAACUCCAGCACCUGGCCAGCUCAGUCACUUUGUAACAAGUUCCCUGGAGCUCACUUUCCAGUAUGGAUUGGGGAGAGAUGUGAUGUGAAAUGCAUCUUUGGUACUGCGGAUCCCAGAGACCGUAACCUUUGCAUCUGCAUGAAAGGCUACUGGGGUAGUGACUGUUCUCAGACAUGUCCUGGCGGGCUUUUAAAUACAUGUGGUGGACACGGAUGGUGUGACACAACCACAGGACGAUGCCAAUGUGACGUGAAUUGGGAGGGUGAUGCAAACUGUACCAGUUGUAGUCCGGGAUGGAAUGGAACAAACUGUCAAUUUGCUGUCAAGCUUGUCACCGGCGUAACAACGAAAACUGUAGUGACUGCAUCCAUUGGGGGAUAUGGUUACUUUACAACAUUCUUUGGAGUGAGCUUUACCUAUAGAGUGGUUGGUGAAUUCUAUCUGUUGCAGUCCACUCUAUACAAUUUCGUCAUCCAGCUUCGACAGGCUCCAUGUGUUACGGAUGCAACCUACACCUCGCUUUGCACAACAGGCUUUUCGUUUGGCCUUGGUGGAAACCACAUUGUCAUUCGUGCACCAAUCACAACUUUUUCAAGGACAGUUUCCGUCUUUCCUUUGGUUUGGUUAAAUGGCAAGUUUGUUGAAGUUGACCACAGAACUCAACUAUCCGCCGAUUUCAUCAUGGUACGCAUUUCCACUGUCACGUUUCAUAUAUACGGUCCGAACGGAAUCAAGUUUGUGCUAACUGUGGGACACAGCCUUAGUGUAACAAUUAAUGUGCCAGCCAUCUUCUGCCAAAACGCAACAGGCCUACUUGGUUCCUGCAAAGACCACUCCUUUAACGGAACGAGCAGUCUUGAAUCGUACAUCACCUCUCUGAAGAUUAGUUCAGUAGUUAAUAAGUCACAAACAUUGUUUAUUUACAAGUAUUUACAGUACCUAGAACACCGCAGACCUACUGGCGCCGGAUUCAAUUUAUUCUUCAGAGAUCAUUCUGUUCGCUCGGGUCCGAUGUAUUUUCCUCUUGUGGAUGUCCUGACCUUUGAACUGCUCAUAAAAGCCCAGCAAUCAGGAGGAGUCAUCUUCUCCUAUUUAAGCCAAAGCAUUUUUGCUGUAAUUGACAAUGUGACAUUGGCAGUUGUCUACAAAGGGACCGUUUUCCAUACCGGAUUCAAGCUUGAAAUCAACCAGUGGAAUCAACUCACUAUUGUAUUCAAACAACUUGUUGGCGUCCUUCACUUUUAUCAUUUCAGUUCCUCUGGAGACGUUAAAGUUCGAGUGUUCAGGCUGGACAGUCACGUUCUUACAAAUGGUGGAGUCUUGGCCUUAGGGCAGUGGCAGCCAUCCCCUAGUUCAGACACUCUGCUCCCUGAAUCAAGCUUUGUAGGCGAAAUCGACGAGUUCCGCAUCUGGAAAAGACGGACAAAUCCAGACCUUGUGAAAGUCAACUGGAGAUUAAACGUUCAAGUUGAAACUUAUCCAGAUCUGCUGCACCUCUGGAAAUUCAACCAAGUGGAAGGAAGAAUCAUUCGCGACUUACUUGGGAAAAGUGACCUGUUAAUGAUUAAGUUUCAUGAGCCACGCUGGUCGUUCUCGGAUGCUGAUAUCCCCCCCUUGAAGCCUGAAGGAAUUACGUUUGUUAACGUUCAUUUACGGCGAGAAGCAGAAUCGUUCUGUUUCAGUCUUAUUCUCAGCGGACCGCUGUACACUCGAUGCGAAGGUCUUAGUCUUCAAGUAGCACAGUUUUACUACAAAGUGUGCCUUCAUGACAUCUCAGUAUCUAUGAAGUUACACUCCGCUUUCUACGCUAUCGUUUCUUUCGCCGAUUUUUGCCAGAGUUCUCUAAAACUAAAGGAGUGGCCUGCAAAAGAACUUUGCCAUCACUUUGUCGACCAACGAUUUCCAUACUGGAUCGGUUUACAUUGCACCACACGAUGUGUCUUUGGCUAUUCCAUCCCAGAUGUAAACGCGACAGAAGGCGUCUCUUGUAAGUGUGAGCCGAGCUACUGGGGAACGGACUGUUCAAACCUGUGCCCGGGUGGGCUGAGGAGAACGUGUAACGGACACGGCGUUUGCAGUGUAACCAAUGGUACAUGUGAGUGUGAACCACACUGGAAUGGCAACGUCACCAUCCCGUUCGAUGAAAGCAGUCCCAAAUUACCAUUGCCAUGCAGCAAGUGCACGGCCGGUUGGAUGGGCGCAGACUGCUCCAUCGCAGAAGAAUCCUCCAUACUGAAUUCCACCGAACCAGGAGUGGCUAUAAACUUUGGUGAUCCGCAUUUUACAAGUGUAACAGGAGUGAACUUUCACUUUGAAGCACCCGGUGCGUACCAGCUUUUCAAUUCAUCUGUAGUUGUCGCACAAGUACUGCUGGUUCCAUGCAAUAACAGAAUGUCCUGCAGGCGAAUUAGCGAAAUUGCUCUGCGCACCGCGAAAACAGAGGUGUCGGUUAGCUACAGCGAUCUAGAGACAAUCGAAACGAGGAGCCUUGACAUUACAAGUAAUAUAUCUUCGAAGCUUUCCAACUCUAACGAUUGGGUUGAGGUAGCUGAUGUCAAAUACCGCUGGCUCACAAGUAAUAUUCUGGAGGUUGGUUUCCCAGAGGAAAUUCAAUUUAACAUUCUUACCUACAACGGAACCUUGGGAACGGCUAUUCAAGUUCCAAGGCCUAUGAGAGCCCAAACAGAUGGCAUCUGUGGCGAGAAAGAGAGCGGCUGGAUAAGAGAACAGAGCAAGAAAAACAUUUCGCUGCACGAAACGGCAGCAAACGCCUCCAACAGUGAAAAACUAGAUGAUAAUCAGCUUAGCCAAGAGACCCUUGAUCAAAAAUUCACCACGGAAUUCAAAAUAACGGAUAAAGACAAUUUCCUGACAACCAAGCACGCCUCGCGCAGUUUCUCUGGAGCUGGUUACAUGCUGGAGUUCUCGUCAAGCAACACAGCCGUUAUGUUCGCAAGCAACACGAGCUUACCACUUCUAGACGAGUUUACCAUUGAAAUAUGGGUCUGCUUAGUAAAUGCAGACUCGAGCGUUUCCCAACUUUGCUCCUCGAGCCAGAAAGGAGCUACUGAACAAGUCACUGGAAGUCACGCUCUCUUUUCUGUCGCCACUACUAGUGGAGACUUUGCUAUCAUUUGCAAAGACGGAUUACAAGUGAGGUGGGACAAGAAGCAAGUUACAUCAGGUAUUAACAUCAACGAAGGUGUCUGGACGCAUUUAGCUGUGACAUGGAGAACAAUCGAUGGCCGGCUACAAACGUUUACUUACUCCGAUGGCGAACAUCGACAAUCAACAGCCUUUGGCGUGAUGACUGGAAAGCAGUUAUCUUUAGAUGGUUUGUUAGUUCUGGGACGUUACAUGCGAGGCUACAUGGUAGACAGUGAAUACGACUUGCAUGGUGCUUUGGACGAGUUAAGGGUAUGGCAGUAUGCCAAGACAAUAGAGCAGAUCAACGCGUCCAUGAACGUCAAGUUCGAUGACUACCGUGAAGGUCUGGUGCUAAACGUACCUCUUGACGAAGGAAUGGGGCAGACAACUGAAGGUCGCUUUUACAGUCCGGUACCUGUUGACCUGACGAGUUCCGUUCUCGAGACUCCAGCCGUUAAUAUGACCACUGUGCAGUUACUCAUCCACUCUGGAGACUCCCCUGGAUGGGCCCCGUCAGGAGUGCACAUGACACCGUUAGCAAACUACAGUCUGGCAUUUAAGAACGCAAGCCUCGAAGAGGAGGCCCUCAACCAGUGUUACAAGUGGUUCUACGAAGGAAAGUUACAAAAAUAUUGUAGCACUCGUCUGGUACCCCAAGCGCUGUUUUAUUACGAGUCUUGUCUCGCAGACAUUGCUGAUUCUGGCAGCCUUGCACACCACAAGUUGUCAGUGAGUCUGUUUGGUUUCUACUGCCAGAAAGUGCUUGGGAUAGAGCCGUGCGAGUUGUAUGGCACUUACGACGCAUUUCCGCGUUGUCCAACCGAGGAAGAGGGCAGCAAGCUCACUCCAACAGAAAUAAUCGUCAUUUCGGUAUCUUCAGUCUUCUUCUUGCUGUUCUUUCUGAUCAUAAUAAUUGUGGUGUGUCGACGACGAAAGCGCAGGAGAUCCGAAGUGGAGCAGAUUUACGUUCACGAACCAGGAACAGAGGCAUCGAGCAAGUACGUUGCUGGUGACGAGCAGAGUGAUCAUCCUAAUGCCUAUACCAUGAGGCAGUUACUGGAUGUGUACGUGGAUGCUGAUGAAUCGGGGUCUGAUCAGACCCCGGAUGUUACCCCGAGAGGUUCGCCAAAACUUACACGAAGACCGCUGGUUCGAAAUCCUGCAGGCGGAAUGCUGCCCGAUGGAGAAGAGGAGAGUGCGGUGUGAUAUGACAUGAACGCUGUUAGAAAACUUUUUAAAUUAGUUAUUAAGUAUUUUUGUAGUUACUUUAGGUUAUUUUCAUAAGUCUUGUUCUUUUCAAUUCUAAUUUAAUGAAGUAAGUUAAGAGGAAUUUACUGUUCAUCUGCGAAAGCUUUAAGUAGCGAAUCCCACCAAUCAAAAGCUGGAACUAAAACACGUGUAGAAAGUUAGUGAGUGACCUCAAGAAGGCUGUGGCCAAUUCCACUUGACUACUUCACAGCAAAUUCAAGUAACCCAGUGGUCAGUGAACGUUAGAUCCACACUAAAUUCUCUCAAGGACAAUUAUGAGAAUUGUAUGAGAAUUUGACUCAAUGGCGAAAAAUAUUUGUGUUUUGAGAGAAUUUGUGUAGUGUGUCAUUCAGAAAAUAUGCCUCAUUAAACAGAGCCUACGCUAAGUUCCCACUUUAAAUAGAGAAGUCGAUUUGUACUGGCAAAGCCUUCUAGGAAAUAUAAACGUAAGAGUGUUUUAAUGAAAUUAACUGGUGUUUUUACAAGUGCUCAAGAUAGCUUAUACAUGUAUUACGCGAAUCGAAACGAGUGCCGAGUGUCAUGUCCUUUUUAUACUUGUACCGAGUGAUUUUCAAUUAAGUUGCGUUUCGAGUUAAUCCGAGUGUUUAGUUUAAUGAUCAGUUAAUUACUUAUUUCAAUAUCGAGUUUGUGUUAUCAAGUAUAUUUUUUACUUAAUUUUCAAACAAUUUUAAUAAAAAGUGUUUUACGUGGGUAGGAUUAACGAGUUCCUUACAACAAUCGCUAACUCA